Molecule: messenger RNA, 69020 nt
Organism: Podarcis lilfordi (Lilford's wall lizard)
Lineage: Eukaryota; Metazoa; Chordata; Lepidosauria; Squamata; Lacertidae
Source: the annotation of a GenBank genome assembly
AUGAUGAUGUUCUCCAGUAAAUACUGGGCAAGAAGGGGCCUGUCUCUGGAUUCCGCUGUGCCCCUGGAACACCCACUACAUGGCAACGUAACUGUAAGUAUCAUGAGCUGCGUCAGUCUAGGAUGAAUAAAUCCGAUGUUUAAGACAUCUUCAGGAUUUCCCAGUAACUUCUUGGAACACAUUCAGGAUUCUUCUUUAAACAGAUUUGCUUGCUCGGGCUACAGCUAUGCUGGGUUGGUUGUCAGUUUUCUGCCCCCUGUCCGCCAAUCCCAUAGCUAGCUCAACCUAUUUACGCACAAGUAAUCAAGAAAGGAUUUUAUGGGAAACAAGCCUUUGCAGGGAGGAGAUGUCUCUCACAUACAUCCUUUGAGUGACUUCAGUUCUGUGCCUAGAUACAGAAUUUAAUCCGCUUUUGUACUGAAAGCUCACUUGCCUCACCUUGGGAUUUGCAAUAUCUGCUUGGUGAUUUUUUAAAAAUAAUUUUUACUUGUGAAGUCUAUUUUUUUCUCUUAUGACAGCCUAAGGCUAUGAUCCUAAGCACAUGUGCUCAGAAGAAAUCACAUUUGAAUUAAUGAGUUUCCUCCAAGUAAAGCUGAUGGAACUAAGGUGUUAGAUUUAUUUUUGAAACCAGUAAUACCUACAGAAAUUCAAAGGGUGUGUGUGAGCUGUCUUGGUUCAGAUGCAUUGAUAUGUCAUGCAUGAUAACUGUUGGCCAUCACCGGUGAUGUCAUUUAAAACCAAAGUAAAUUUCUGAAUGAUUUAGGGCUAUGUGGACAUAGCUUUAAUUCUUUUAUUUAAUAAAAGGAUCUGAUGAAAAUAAUAAAUGUCCCUUAGCUGACAGUAAGGCUUCUGACAAAGGAAUGAGAAGGGAAACUAUUUUCAGCGAUUUCCCCUCUUCAUGGCAGUCUCUGCACAGCCGUAAUCGGCUUGACAGGGUUGGGGCUCCUCUAGCCAAGCAAGACCAUUAGGUACAGCCCAGUGUCUCUGCCAAAGCUGUGCAUUCGAAUGGUAAUCCAUCUUUCCCUGCAAUGAACCUUUCUUUGGGAUUUCUUUUUUUUAAAAGACUGGUGAAUAUUUGAUGGCGACAGCAAAGCAGUCCCCUGCAACAAUGAACAUGCCAAUAAAUGUAGCUAAAAUACACAAAAUGAAGAACAAGCUGUUAAAUGUCUUAAUCUAAGUGAAUUCUGCACAUACAUACCUGUUAUUCGAAAGCAAUUGAAUAUAAGAAAGUCAGUCCUUUCUGUUAUCAAGUGUUUUUUGUUUGUUUGUUUUUGGAGAUACUCACAUUUUGUGAUUCAGAUCUUGGAAAUGCAUAACUUUUUGAUUGUGUCAGUGAUUUGUUAGUAGAUGUACAGUAGUACCUCGGGUUAAGAACGUAAUUCGUUCCGGAGGUCCGUUCUUAACCUGAAACUGUUCUUAACCUGAGGUACCACUUUAGUUAAUGGGGCCUCCCGCUGCCGCCCACGAUUUCUGUUCUCAUCCUGAAGCAGAGUUCUUAAUCCAAGGUAUUAUUUCUGGGGUAGCAGAGUCUGUAACCUGAAGCAUCUGUAACCCGAGGUACCACUGUAUAUCUUUUGUAAAUGGACCUGCAAACAUAUAAUCUAGUUUGACCUUACAUUUGUAGCUUCUGCAGCAGUGGAAGCCAAUGUCGGGAAACUCCCAAAGUAAAUGCUUAUAUGUGUUUCCUGCCAAAGCAGGAAAAAUUUAUUCCUUUGUUAGUUUUGUUUGGUGGCAAUAUCACUGGAUACACUUAAAGAGAGAGACGUACAGUAGGUCAAAUUCCAUCAUUUCAUUCUGUCAGGGAUUCUUCAAAUGUGAUGAAUUUCUAUCUUCCACACAGAACACUUGUGUGCAUGAAAUAAUGAAAAUCAUUCUGGUUUAGCUGCAUAUGCUGCCGGUCCCCCUGAGGAGCCACAAUUUGACACAGCAUCUCAACAUGCCUACAUUAUGUGCACAUGUAGCAAAAUAGGAAAAUCUCUUACUAGUGAAACUGUAUUGUCAUCCUUAAGCCAAUUACAGUAGCCACAGGUUCUUUUAGAUCCCACUUGAAUGGAGAUGAAAUUACGCAAUGCCCGGUCAAGAGUUUAUGAACGGAUCGUUCUAUUUUAGCACAUUACCAUAACACAUGGAGCAGAAAACAGAUAAUAAAAUGAUCUAUAUUUUAUGUAGAUCAUGUGCCAUCCCUCUGGGUUAGACAGGGGACAAGUCUUUUUACCACAGCACCAGAAAAUGAAGCUAGAUCUGGUCUUCAAAGACACCCAACAUUGUUUCUGCUGUUUGGUUUUGCAAUGGUGGAGAGCAGGGAAAUAAAUGCCCAGUGCUCAUACUCCCCCCUUUAAUGAGGGUUCCUCUCUCUGCUUUUAUGCCUCCCUGAUUCUCUCACCUGAUUUCAGUCCUGGCUGGUUCUUAUAGGCUAAACAUCAUUUACAGUCUAAUAUAUACAAAUGUCAACAGCAAUUUCUCCUAGCAGCAGCUUUCACAUGUGGCUUUGAGCAAGGUGUCCUGGUAGGUUUAGGCAUCCUGGUUGCCCCAGACAUGACCUUCAUCACACCUCUUGCAUUUUCUAUAUGUCACACCACACAUAGUCAUCGUUUGUGUAGUAGCUAAAUCAUCUAAGUUGCGGCAAGUUCUCUAAUUCCCAAGGUGUUUCCUGCGGUGGGGUUCCAAGAGAGUGGGCAUUGACCAACUUCACAGCAUGUAGAAUAUCUAACGAUAUAUAGACAGAAAAUUUCCACUCCCAGAGUCCCUCUGAUAUGGCCGUUUUUGCUUAAAUCUAUGUUCUCAGAUUCUAGGGACUUGUUUCAGUCUGAGGGUUUGGGAACUCUAGCAUUGUUACACUGUCAUAUGUAAAAGCAUUUCCCCACACAGUAUCUUACAAUAAAUCACAACCUGUUUAGGAAGUUUGUCAUGGUUGAUGUGGCCCUGAGAACCCUUUGAUUAAGUGUUUUUUCUUGUUUGCUUUCGUCCUUUGAUUAUACUUGCAAUUUUCUAACAAUUAGCAAUUGUAAAGAGUGGCUUUCAGUGUAUUAAGGCUUUUUAUCUACUUCACAUAUUAGUUGUCUCAUACAUUAAUGUGCAUUCAUUGACUUUAAUAGAAACAACCUACUGAGUGCCCUCAAGUUAAAUGAUGCUGAGUAUCCCUAUCAUCUUGCACUAAAGAGUGCUAAUUCAACAUAUCCUCUCUUCACAAUGUGAGAAUAAAUACACAGUGGAAAAUAAAUAGGCACAAAGUAGGGGUGUGUGCUAAGCACAAUAUUCAGCUGGAACACAGAUUUGGUGCUUUGGAAAAUGCCCCUGUCUAAAGCACUUUGGAGACUACCUGAUUUGUCUCAGGGUCAAAAGCUGUAUCUGUUUCAGGAAAAUGAAGCUUUAUUCCCACCCCACUUAUUAUUAUGGGAAAAUAUAUUUAAAAAGUUGUAACUUUUUCCAUUUUGGCAGAAUUAGCUGAAAUCUACAGGCAUGUGGCCCUUUCAGAGGGACUAAAGCCUGCUGAGAUAGACAAAUAGAUCCAGGGGUAUUUGUGUUGGUCAGCUUUAAAAUUUGAUAUAUAUAUAUUUUAAAGCCCUUUAACAGAAUUGGAUGAAAUUUGCCAUAGGACAGGGCAGGAGGAGAUCAGAAGGGGAUGUAUCAAAAACAAGGAGUUGAUCAUGGUAUGUAUGACUGUUCUAGGUGAAGUCACACUGCCCACAAAAUAACAGGUUUGCAGCCUGUAUCUGCAUCCGCUCUUUGGAAGCCAUGAUCAGUGCUUUGUAUCAAUUUACCUGAUAUGUCAGAAGUGGUGCCUUCUGCAAUAACCACAGUUAUACAGGCCCUCAUAACCUCUUAACUGGUAGUGUAAUGUAAUAGGUGGGAUUGUCCUUAAAAGCAGACCGGAAACUACAGUUUGUCCAGAAUGUAGUAACCAGAGUAGUGGAGCAUGUUACACUAUUGUUGUAAAAGCACCUAGAUUAAAGCCUAGUAUUUAAAAGCUUUAAAAUCUCAUAUAGUUUAGACCUGGGCUAUGUGUGAGGGAACUUUUAGAAGACAUCUGAAGGCAGCCCUGUCUAGGGAAGCUUUUAAUGUUUAAUAGACUAUUGUAUUUUAAUAUUUUGUUGAAAGCUGCCCAGAGUGGCUGGGGAAACCCAGCCAGAUGGGCGGGGUAUAAAUAAUAAAUUAUUAUUAUUUAUUAUUAUAACAUCUCCCAUACGUGCCUCUUCGCUCCUUGAAUGAAUCUAGCAUCAUAAUCUUGCAAUCUGGUGGGCAGUGGUUGUGCUUUUAACGCGGGUGGUGCUGUGGUCUAAACUGAGCCUCUUGGGCUUGCCAAUCAGAAGGUCGGCGGUUUGAAUCCCUGUGACGGAGUGAGCUCCCGUUGAUCUGUCCCCUCUCCUGCCAACCUAGCAGUCGAAAGCAUGCCUGUGCAAAUAGAUAAAUAGGUGCCACUGUGGCGGGAAGGUAAACGACGUUUCUGUGUGCUCUGGUUUUUGUCACAGUGUCCUGUUGCACCAGAAGUGGUUUAGUCAUGCUGGCCACAUGACCCAGAAAGCUGUCUGUGGACAAAUACCGGCUCCCUCAGCCUGAAAGCGAGAUGAGUGCUGCAGCCCCAUAGUCGCCUUUGACUGGACUUAACCAUCCAGGGGUUCUCCCCCCCCCCCGCCCUUUUACCUUUAGUUUAUAGUAUAGUGACUAGCAGCUAUGCUAUGCAUUAAAAAGAGCAGCAAGCUCUUGUCGUGAGUGGCAAUUGCAAAAAGGUGAGGCUGAAUUCUCUUGAUCUGCUAAUUAGUGUUCCCCUCAUUUCUAAAAUUUCCUUCCAACAAAUAUUUGACUGUGCUGAAUAUUUCAGCCAUGAAGCUCUGUUAGGCAGGCUUUGAAUAAUUGUAUCACCACGAAUUUCACCAUUUCAGUCUUUAUUGUGUCUCUCUGACUAAUUAAGCAAGGUCCUGAGCUGCCCCGCCAUUGCUUCCAUAUUUAACCUGAAGAGUGCCUUCUAGCUUCCAGCUAUAGGCUGUUAACUCUGAAAACACAUUUAGCAAGUCAUCCAUAUGAUUAAACAAUCACUUCAUUAAACGUUUAGCGUUAAUUGUGUUUUAAUCAAAGCAGGUCCCUCAGGAAGAGUACUCAGUGCUGAGGACUUGACUGUCAACAAUUCUGCAUUAUUUUGACAUCAGUGAGGAAAUGAUUUCCCCGCCCCGCCCCCAAACAGCGAUAUGUUUCUAUGUGGAAUCUCAUUUUAAAGCAAAACUGUUCUUCAUAUAUCUUCCAAGUGUUACUUUUAUGGAAACAUGUCCCAAUCAAACAAGGGAAAUCUGUGAAUAGGUUCAGGUUCCUUUGCUGGGUUAGGUCCUGCACAGAAAAAGGGAUGCUUCAAAAUCCACACAAAGAUUAUUAAACGGUUGGCAAAGAGAAGCACCCGACAGAAGUAAGCACAAGAACAUUAAGAAAGUGUCUGCAAGAUUAGGCAAAUGGCCCAAAUAGCGCAGCAUCUUGUCCUCGCAGUGGCCAACCAAAGGUCUAUGAGAAACCCGAAAACAGGACCUGAGCACAAUAGCAGCACUCUCCCCAUUUGUGAGGAUAAGGUUGUCAAUGGCUACUAACUCUGAUGAUUAUGUUCUGUCUCCACUAUCUGGGUAUCAGGAAUGAGCCAGCUCCAAGUGAAGAUUUUCAGCCAAAUGCAGAAAGCAGCUAGGAACAGGGAGGCUUUGAUGUUAGUCAGACAAGGGAGAGCUGGCAGCUGCAGAAUUUGGUUCUUCCUGACCUUGAUGGGCAAGCUGAUAAGACAGUAGCUGAGAGCAGGCUAGAACACAGCCAAAGCUCGCUGGAAGCUCAAAUGGGCGUGAAUACACAAGGAGACAGUUCGCUGGAAAAGGAAGAGGUUGGUACUAAUCCAAUCUCUCCGAGGAGUCGGCGAAUAGAAGGGCUUCUAGACAGGAAACAAAACAAAAGACACAAGGAGCGUUGAUUCAAUAUAUUCUGUAGAUACAGGAAGGAAUCUUCAGAAGCGUCAUCUUGAGUAAUGGUGCUGGAGGCUUUGUUAGAGGCGUCUGAAGCUAUCUGUUUGUUUUUGCAAUAAAUUCUCCUUUUUAAUUAUCUACACUUACUGUGUUAUCAAGCUGGGAACCUGGACUCCUGACACCGAGGCAGUAUGCUUCUGAAUGCCGGUUGCUGGGAGGGGAGAAUGUUGUUCAGCUCAGGUCCAGUCCUGCUUGCGGGGCUUCCCAAAGGCUUCUGGUUGGCCAUCAUGAAAAAAGAAUGCUGGACUAAAUGGGCCACUGGUCUGAUCCAGCCAGCUCUUAUGUUUGAUUUGAUUCCAGCAACUUGUAUUCAGAGACAUACAGUUUCUGAUGGUGGAGGUAGGACAUUGUGGCUACUAGCAUUUAUAGCCUUAGUCUCCAUAAGGCUACAUUUCUAUUGAAUCUCUGCAAGGAUGGCAAAAGAUAUAUUGAAUAUCUAUGGAAUAAUUUGGUAUUGUUUAACCCUUUUCACCUGCCAUCUCCUCUUCACUUAGAAUCAUUAGUAUUUAAAUAACAAAACUAUCAUAAAUAUGCAAGGCAGGAUUGUUCCAGAGGGAUACUUCUGAGAUGAAGGCAAAACGCAGAUAGCAGGCGUCUCUCAGGGUUCACCAUCCACUGCAAAAAGCCACCUUGCCUCACAAAUCUCAUUAGACCAUUUACCAAUUUUCCAUGCUCUAAAGAGGAAGAUCUUUCCAAACUCCAAAGCCAUAACUAAAGCACAACUAUUUUUUAUAUUUAGAAAAUCAUAGCUAGUCUUUCAUUUGGCUUAUCCAAAAUGGUGCCACUUUCCUUUUUGACAAAAAGGGCUGUAAAGUAACCUCUAACCUUCACCCAAAGCCCCCACCCCCAAAAAACCCCCCACAGAUGUGGAAAUGCUUCAAUGGGAGAACAAGAUAUAAAAGUGCAAUUUUCAUUUCCAUCCAAUAAUAGGUAAUCAAGCAAAGGUGUAAUCAUGAAAUUUUGUAAUGUUCUAUGUGUGACUCACAUUUGAGUUUAUAAUGCAGAACUCAGGAACCAUAGUUGUUCUGCAAAGCUUGAGAAGUUCGAUUUCUCAUUGGAAGAUCCAAGCCGGAGUUUUAUUAAAGAAUUAUAAUAACCAAAGUUGUAGCGGUAGGAUAACAUGCUCCAUGAUGCUAUUUCAUUGAUCUUUUCUGAAAGAGUAAUCAUUCAUGUCAGCUUGUAACCUACAAUUCUUCUCCUGAGCACACCUUACAAAAGGGAAAAGAACCUCUCUUGUAGGAGAUAUCUUAAUACUAAAAUCAAGCAAGAAUAGUCUGCUUGAAAGGAAAGCUUAACGUUUUCUGAGGAGUGCACAGAAACCCUUCUAUUUUGCAAUGUAUUUUCUUUCAGCUAAACAGAACCAGUUCUGGUAAAAACGAUGAUAAAAAGGACAAUAAAGGUGCAAGCAAGAAUGAAUCAACAUCAGAAGGUGGAAAGACCGCUGUGGUGUUUUCUUUGAAAAAUGAAGUUGGUGGCCUGGUGAAAGCUCUCAGACUUUUCCAGGUAAAAAAACAAAACCAUAUUUUUAAAACAGGUGAUUGGAAAAAUCUAUUGUGUGGAUCUAUUAUAUGUUUACUUCAGGCCCAGCCUUCCCAUGAGGCAAGGUGAGGCAACCGCCUUGGGUAGCAGGAUCCACAGUGGUAGCAGACCCAGCCUCCAAGGAAUGUAUUGUUUGUGCUGCCGCUGUGGUGGCAUCGAUGGCUGUGGCACACUCCUUGGAGGCCAAGUGUGCUGCCUCUAUGGCAAGCCCCCUCAUGCCACACCUAUUGGUGAAUAGGAUGCGCUGUUGGUGUCUUCCCCAUAUAGAACUUCACUCCCCGCUUCUUCCCUGGUGCCCCCUGCUAUUUUGUGGCUUGCCUAACAUGCCAAAAUGUAUCGGACUGGCCCUGGGUUAUUUAAAUCCCAAGACACUUUGUGUAUUGAUAGCUGUUAAUUUGAAGCUUGAGCCAGACAAGAAGAAGAAACUGAAAGAUCAUGGUCUCAGCUUGAGGGUCCUCCUGGACCCAGUGCUAUCCUGGGGCCAGUAGCUAAAUAUGCCAUUUGCUGACUUCACCUAGUGCACUGGCUGCAGCCUUUCUCAGAGAAACACAGACCUGGUUUCAGCCCUUUCAUGCCGAAGUUAUAUCCCAAUUAGACUACUAUAUGUGAAGAUACCUCUGGAGUUUCCAGACUGUCUCCAAUUGGAAUUUUACAGGGCCUAUUGAUUGGAUCACACUCCUCCCUUCACUGGCUACCAAUUUGUUGCUGGUCUGAAAGCUCUAAAGCCAGGGGCCAGCAAACUUUUUCAGCAGGGGGCUGGUCCACUGUCCCUCAGACCUUGUGGGGGUCAAGAUUAUAUAUAUUUUUUUGGGGGGGGGAUGAACAAAUUCCUAUGCCCCACAAAUAACCCAGAGAUGCAUUUUACAUAAAAGCACACAUUCUACUCAUGUAAAAACAUGUUGAUUCCCGGACCAUCCGUGGGCUGGAUUUAGAAGGUGCUUGGGCCGGAUCCGGCCCCUGGGCCUUAGUUUGCCUACCAAUACUCUAAACAGCCUGAGAACAGAAUACUUUAAGAACUUCCCCCUUCCGCAGGAAUCUACUGGAUUGUGAGGUUGACAUUUGAGGCCUUGCUCUUUCCCUCUGAUAUUUGGUCAGCAGAUACAAGGGUGGGCGGACUCUGUAGAUUAUCACAGGUGUCAACAUCCUCCUGCUGUCAAUCCACCUAGCUCCACCAUUGCCCUGAACCCCCAGCCUAUCUGGCAGCAGGUCAGUAUGUCAAGUCCAAAGUCUGGGGGUCAAGCCACACGAGCAAAGUCCAAAGGUCAGGAAACACAGUCCAGGGUCAAUCCAAGUAGCCAAGUCUGAAGUCCAGCAGUCAGAAUACAGUCCAGAGUCAAACCCAGACACAGUCCCAAGCCAAAGUCCAUCAACAUGGGCAGUAGAGCAGACACAGCACCUUAGCUCUGCUGCCCUUUCAUACUUUGCAUGCUGAUUGCAGCACCUGUGCUUGAUGAGACAUGUGACCCUCACCUGUUCCAAGCCUACUCCAGCUGAAGAACCACACGCCUACUCCCAGAGCUAGCAAGCUCCACCUGGCCAGCUAGGGAGCUGGGCUGUGGGCUCUUGCCUGGCUCAGCCUUCAAUAGCAUCCCUUUUGCUACUCCCUCUGCCUCUUGUGAUGGGUCCUGCUGCUCUGGUUCCUGUGCAUUGAACUGCAUUCCUUCACCAUCCUCCAGCAGCCUGUGAGUACUUCCUUCGCCAUCCCCUGCUUUCCAUGGUGUGUCCCAGUCUUGGCUACACCCCAUGACGGGAUCCUCUUCCUCCUCCCCAUUGCCCUGCCAGUUCAUGACAAUCAUUAGUAACUUUUUCACAUGGCACUUGAAGUGAAUAUGUGAAAAAGCAAGUACUUUGUUGCAGAACAGAAUAUUGUUUCCAUGCUCUUGAUGUGGCUGUUUUUUUGUAAUAUGUUUAUGAAUGCUAUUUGGCAUGUUAUCUUGAUUAUUGCUGAUAGCAAAUUGAGGUAACAUUGUUCAGUUAGACUAAAGUAGAUUGCAAUAAAUACUUUUCUUGUAUCUUCACACUAAUUCAUUUCUUGCCCAUUAAUUUAACUUGUCUAUAAAUUGGGCAUUGAAUAGUAUAAUUUUUUUUACAGUGAACACCUGUUUUAUAAGAAACGGCCAUGGUAAAUCACUUUUAAUUAUCCUACAAUAGUUACAGUUUUCAGAUAUCUAAUAAAAUGGAGCAAUUAAUACAGGCGUAAUUUUACAGCACACUUAUUGAACUAAAAAUAACAAAUAAGUAAUUUAAUACAGAUGAAGGAUUUUCUUAACUCAAAUGCCUUUAUAUGCACAUUAAACUACAUCCUGUUCAGAACACCCAUUAAACCACUUCUCUUCUAAAUGAAUUCAGUGAGUAAAUGAACCAAUCUUUUGUUCUGUCUACAGGAGAAGCAUGUGAGUAUGGUUCAUAUUGAAUCAAGAAAAUCCAAGAGAAGGAGUUCAGAGGUAGAAAUUUUUGUGGACUGUGACUGUAGCAAGAAAGAAUUCAAUGAGCUCAUUCAGUUGUUAAAGUAUGAAACGAACAUUGUUACUCUGAAUCCACCGGAAAACAUCUGGACCGAUGAGGAAGGCAAGGCUAUUGUUUUCUCUUUCAAAAUUUAUCUUGAAAUUAGCAAAGCUUUGUGAAGAAGCAGUGAGAAUCUGAUGCCUCCAAUCACUCUGUAUUUCCUCCAGAGCUUGACUGUGUUCCUUGGUUCCCCAGGAAGAUUGCUGAAUUAGACAAAUGUUCCCAAAGAGUUCUAAUGUACGGCUCUGAACUGGAUGCAGAUCACCCUGUAAGUGUUCAGUAAAUACAGCCAAGGUUGGUCAAGUAAACAUUUGUGACAAUUUGAUGAUAAAGAACUGAACUUUCUUCUUCUUCAAGUAAUUAGAACUAUUGCUAUAAUUAACAAAUUAUUAUUAAAUAUUAUUAUUCAAAAGAACUUAAGUAGCUUAAUUUAUAUUCUUUCUUUCCACCAAAUGGUACCCAAGGCUGUUCCAUAACUAUAAUUGGAAGAAAAUACAAAAUAACAAUGGAACAAAACAUUAUAGUGUUGUUAUACAGUGCAUUAUGCAGCCCAUGUUGUUUUUUACUUACUCCUGUCGUAGAAAUGAUAAAUUGCUUAGGAUGAAAUACAAUGUCUUGUUGGCAAAGCCAAGCCAUGUGAUGUACAAUAUAAUAGGCAGUGGUAUUUUCCUAGAACUGGAUGCAAUUUUUUAUUAAGUAUGCUUGAUCCCUUCAGCUCAUUUCAUAACCAUGAUGCUAAUUCCAACAACCUUCACUGAAUGCAAGAGGGAGGUGGGUUUCUUUAGAAAUCCAGGGAUCUUUCGUGACAACGUAUGAUAUGGAAGAUAUUUCAGGAGUUUCUUUGAACCGGUGCCUUUGCAAUGACAGUUUGUUGCAUGGGCCAAUGUCGUAAAAUUUGUUGUAGGCUAUCUAAUUCAAUUCUCUGCUUGAUACUGGAAAUCUAGAGCUGUCAAGCUUCUGCUUGGAGUUCUCCAGCAAUAAGAAGUCCACCAGCAAAUGGUACUGUUGAUGAACUGCUUUUAGAAGGAACAUAGGGAAUGAUCUUUUACUGCAGGGAUGGAGAUUCUAUGACCUUCCAGAUGCUGUUGGACUGAAACUCCAAUCAGCCUCCCAUCAGCAUGGCCAAUAGCCAGGGAUAAUGGGAGCUGCAUUCCAGCAACAUCUGGAGAACUACAUGUUCCUCAUCUGUGGUCUAUGCCAACUGACAGUGGCUCUCUAGAGAGGGAUUUAGCCCGGAGUCAUUCCCAAACCUGCCUGGAGAUGCCAGAAAUUGACCCUGGGCAUUUGCUCUGCCAUUCUUUCCCUGUUCAUAUUCUUACAAAGCUGCUUCUAAUGUUCAGCUGAAAUCUACCAUCCUCUACCUCAAGUUCCUUAGAUCUAGCAGGAAACAAGCUAUUGCCCUUUUCUGCUCCGUGAGGACUGAUUCACCACUCUGAUUUGUCCUGCCACCUGACGUGCUUCGAUAUGACAGGCUGAUCCCAAAAAUAUUCAGCUAAUGCAUUUCAGAUUAAGGUGCAAAUCCACUCAGGUCGUUUUCAUGGUCUACAACUUCUGCUUAAAAGAGAUGCUUUAGAAGACUUGGGAUGGACCUCUUCUGCCUGCUCCCCACCCCUGCCAGCUAUUAUGCUGUAUUUUCAGUAUGACAGAGCUACACAAGGCAUUACAAAAUAAAUAAAUAAAAAUGACAAACUAUCCCAUUGCUUUCUUCCCCUCUUUUUUACCUUUUAGAUUACUCCCCCCCUUUUAAAUGGUGCAUAUAAGUGUCGCUCUCCAAAAUCACCCGAGUACUUAAAGUCAUGCCCACUGCUAUUUCACUUAAAGAAUAUAGAUAUUAAAUGAGCAUUCCUAGCGGUGUGGGAGGGGAAAGAAGAAGGCAAUUGAAAAGCUGCUCACACUCUGGGAGAUAAUUAUGAGGUAGAAAUCAUAGCAUCCUUUAGGCUCAGCAGGAAUGCAGCCUCCAUGCAGGUUUCUUGUGUUUCAUCCCUGUUUUUAAUACGGCAGCACUGUUUCAGCUCAUAUUUCACACACACUGCAAGGCCCACGUACUGCCAAAAGCCACGACUCCAAAGCUGGGGGAAAUUAACCUCUUGCCUUGCCUUUUCUCUCUCUCUCUUCAGGAAGGGAAGUCUGCUCCACUUAACUGUGGGGAGGAGUUGCGGUGGGCCACAUGGCCACCCACUCUCCUCUGGGGGCGGGGGACAAAGUCCCGCUUUGCCCGGAAGAUCCUGGCCUCAUCAUCAACCAGCCAGCCAAUCCACUGGCUGGGGGUGUGUGGCUGGGACCCAUUUAAGUGGAGGCGCGAGCCGGGGCGCUCUUUCUGCUCUCAGCUGGCAAGGCUAUCUGCCGGACUUCAAUCACCACAUCAUAGGGUGCGCCUCCCAAAAUCAGUAAAAGGAGAUCUCCAGGUUUGGCUUCUGUUCCACAGAUUUUCAGGUGCAAUCAGACGAAGCUUGGGCUUUGGUGUAUUCUUCAGGGGCCGCUGGUGUGCACAGCAAUGGCCUGCUAGCUGGUGCGGUAAGGCCAUUACCCGUGAUUUGAACUUCUUGGAAUUUUUCCCAAUAUUAGUAGCUUUUCACCUUUGGACUGAGGAAUUCAGGGAUCACCGCAUCUGCUUUUGGACCGACAAGUAGCCUGCAGUCAAUGUUUUUGCCAGGCAAUCACCACGCUCAGAAAGGGUGUCCACUUUGCUUCGAUCAUUUGUCUGGCGGUGACUCCAAUUUAACGUUAUAUUUUCAGCAAAACUCAUUCCUGGAGUUAAUAAUGACGUUGCGGAUGCACUAUCUCGAUUUCAGAUGGACCACUUCCGGUUGUUAGCCCCAGAGGCACAGCAGUUCCAGAACCAUUCCUCGAGCAUCUCUGGAGCCUUGGAAACGAGAUGUGAUGCAGGGAGUAUUGGCUUCAGUUGCAUCUUCUACACUUAGGUCCUAUACAAGAGCUUGGUCCAAUUUCUUAGCCUAUCGUGUGCAGUCAUCAGGUAUUAGGCAUCACACGCCCCCCAACAAUUGACUAUGUGCUGCAAUACUUGGUUCAUCUGUGCAACCUUGGUUGUGCAGCAAAAACCUUAAGAAUCCAGGCGGCUGCCAUCUCCUUUUUUACAAAAUCCAUUUACUUCACGGACCCAUGUGCUGAGUUUGUGGUGCACAGGGCGCUUGAAGGUUGGCGUAGAUUGCAACCACCAAGCGGGGAUGGGCGUAGGCUCGUUACAUUUUAUCUCCUUAGUAGAAUAUGCAAUAAAUUAAAUUCAAUUUGCCGGUCCAAAUACGAGUCCUGAUUGUUUUCAGCUGCCUAUUCCAUUGCAUUUUUUGGCACCCUAAGAGUGGGGGAAGUGGUCCAUGAAGGUGAGCCAGGUCCUUCAUCAUGAGGUUUGCAGCUAGACGAUAUUCAGCUUUCUGACACAGAGUUGGUAGUUUGUAUUCGUCGCUUGAAAACAGACCAAAAAGGAAAGGGUGCCCUUGUGUGGCUGCCAGCGACCAUGAAAAGGGGCCCUUGCCCAGUGAAGGAUGCUAAAAGGUUUCUCUGUCUUAGGCCCCCUGGUCCAGGUCCUUUCCUCGUACAUGAGGAUGGGACCUGUCUAGAUAGACAGCAGUUUACUCGUGUAAUACAGAGAGUUAUCGAAGCGUGUGGUCUUCUGGCUAGGGAAUAUGCCACUCACACAUUUAGGAUUGGGGCUGCUACAAUUGGGGUUUGCCAGUGGACAAGAUAAAAGACAUGGGGCAGUGGCGAUCCAAUGCGUACAAAGGUUAUAUCUGUGGCAGCUCCUUAUUUUCAGCAGGGCUAUGGCUUACACUGCUCUGUCACUUUGUGUUUCAAGGGCAAAAUGUGUUGAGAUCUGGAUCGUGGGACACAGUAUCGUCCAUUGGGCCUGUGCAUGGGCGGUUGCCAGAGGCCUGGGGUGCGAGCUGGGUUUUCCUGAGCACAUCUGUAUUUCUUGGAUAUUGAGGUGUGGGAUGCAAUGGAAGGAGAUGCUGCCAAUUGUGAGGACCAAGGCUGAUGCGCAGAGCUCUCCCAAUGCUUUGGUUUUGCAGCUGGGAGAAAACGAUAUGCCGAGUCGGAAAGGCGUGGACUUGCUCUCAAAUAUCAAAAAGGACUUGGACUAUAUGGCUCUGAACUUCCCACAAAUGACACAGCUUCUGGAGAGACAGUCUGGUGUGGCAGUGAUUGCCCAGCUGCAAUAGAUCAUACCUGAAAACAUUUAAAUCGUUCAGUGGCACAGAAGGUGCACAUGCUGGGUGGCCAGGUGAUUGCACACCCCACCAUUGUUUACAGCAAGAUGGCCCUAUUUUGAGAUGAUGGCGAACACCUUUCCGAUUGGGGAAAUGAUAUCUGGUUGGCUGAUAUUUCAGAGGGCGUGAAGGAUUGCUUGCAGGUGUGAGGGUAUUUGGCGGCGGGCCUUUGGGCUCUUGUGGUGGUUAGGCAUUGGGUGACCUUAUGAUGGGGAGGGGAAGUGUAGCCAUCACCUGCUCCUCCAAGCUUAAGGGUAUUCCGUUAAAGGAAUCUGGGGGUGUGGAUCUUGUCUGAGGCCCGGGGCGGGGCUAGGGCCAUGCCACGACCCCUGCGGGAGCCCUGGGGGAACUCGAGUUGGUUUGCAUCAACGGGGCUGUCCCUUCUGGUGGUUUACCCUUAUCGGACUCCCUGCGCAACGGGCAGGAGUCAGAUGUAGUCAGGUCUAUUCAAUGCCUAAGCCAAUACCGCUCACAUUCCGUAACCAAUAAAGUUGUGGCCAAUAUUUGCCCAAUAACAUUAACCAAAUGAUGGUCCCAUCACCUCCUGGCAAAUAGAAGGGGAAGAAAUGGAGGCAGUGAGAGAUUUUACCUUCUUGGGCUCCAUGAUCACUGCAGAUGGUGACAGCACCCACGAAAUUAAAAGUCGCCUGCUUCUUGGGAGAAAAGCAAUGACAAACCUAGACAGCAUCUUAAAAAGUAGAGACAUCACCUUGCCAACAAAGGUCCGUACAGUAAAAGCUAUGGUUUUCCCAGUAGUGAUGUAUGGAAGUGAGAGCUGGACCAUAAAGAAGGCUGAUCGCCGAAGAAUUGAUGCUUUUGAAUUAUGGUGCUGGAGGAGACUCUUGAGAGUCCCAUGUACUGCAAGAAGAUCAAACGUAUCCAUUCUUAAGGAAAUCAGCCCUGAGUGCUCACUGGAAGGACAGAUCGUGAAGCUGAGGUUCCAAUACUUUGGCCACCUCAUGAGAAGAGAAGACUCCCUGGAAAAGACCCUGAUGUUGGGAAAGAUGGAGGGCACAAGGAGAAGGGGACAACAGAGGACUAGAUGGUCGGAUAGUGUUCUCGAAGCUACCAGCAUGAGUCCGACCAAACUACAGGAGGCAGUGGAAGACAGGAAUGCCUGGCAUGCUCUGGUCCGUGGGGUCACGAAGAGUCGGACACGACUAAAUGACUAAACAACAACAUUAACCAAAUAUUCUGUGUCCUGGUGUUUUAUUCAUCUUCAAGAGGGUGGUUACGGGGUCUCGACACGCAACUUGGGAAAACUGAAGCCGUUCUGGUAAUUCAGUGUGUAUUGAAUUAAAAGAAAGAAAGAAAAUGCCAUAGAUUUUGUUCUGUGACUGGCAAAGGUAUCCCAACUCUUCAUGAUUUAGAGCAUCAUUACCAAAAUCAGCACCAGGCCUAAUGGAAACUUGGAGUACUCAGAAAUUGACUUGCUUUUUACAAGCCUAGUGCAAACUCCUUCCACUUUGAUUUUUUUGUAGCCCUCCAGAUGCUGUUGCACUACGACUCCCAUCAGCCACAGCCAGCACUGCCAGUAGUUAGGGAUGGUGGGAGUUAGAGUCCAACAACAUCUGGAGGGCUCUCUAUCUCUGCACUAGCAGAUCAGUUACUCUUGUGUGGUGGCGAGGUGCUGGAAGGUUGGAGCUGGGUGGGCCGUAUGGCCUGCCCUGCCCUGCCCUUCGAAGCUAGCUUCCUGCCUUCAAAUACAGUGGGGUACUGUGCCGAUGAUGAUAAUAUUGAAGUAAUAUUCAACUACUAGUAUAGUUGUACCUUGGAAGCUGAAUGUCUUGGCUCCCAAACAAAUUGGCUCCCCAACAAUCGAAACCUAGAAGUGAGUGUUCUGGUUUUCAAACAAUUUUCAGAAGCCGAAUGUCCGGCACAGCUUCCGUGGCUUCCAACUGGAGCUUCCUGCAGCCUAUUGGAAGCCACACUUUGGUUUUCAAAUGGUUCCGGGAGUCGAACAGCCUCCCAAAAUGCAUUCUGUUCGAGAACCAAGGUACAACUGUACAGUCAGAUUCUGUCCUAGAGUGCUCAGGUGUAAAUGAGGAUUGGGGAGGCCCGUGCAGAGAGGGAGGGCAGCCGGCUACACUUGCUCGGGCCUCAGAGGGCUAAGCCAGCCAGAGGCCCCCCACCAUGUACUGACCACUUUCUCCUCCUCCUCCUCCUCUUCCUCCUCCUCCUCCUCCUCCUCCUCCUUCUCCUUCUUCAUUGUCUUCUUCAUCUUCUAGUUUAUAACUUUAUUCUAACAAGACUCCCCACCUCAGACAAGCUUUGCAUGGGCCUGGAAAUGGGGUCCUGCUCCUGCAAGAGGUAUCUUAACAGAUUAUAGCUAAGGGACCCCCUUUCACCUUUUGCAUGUGACCAUCCUAUUUUGUAUGUGGAGGGUGGGGACUACAUUGUCCUUCACCUCAAGCUUCAGCUUGCCUUGGGCUGGCCCUGAGCAGGAAAUCCCUGCUGUUACACCAAGCCAGUUUGGGCACUGAUACACCAAUUUAGAUCCGAGACAAUCUUGAACUGACCCGAGCCCUGGAUCUGGAUUGUGAUCCGGUAAAAGCAAAUCUGCAGAAAUCCCACUGACUUGCAUUGGGAAGCUAUAGCUGCUGCUGCUGCUGCUGCUGCUGCUGCUUCUUCUUCUUCUUCUUCUUCUUCUUCUUCUUCUUCUUCUUCUUCUUCUUCUCCUUUUGUAUUUUUACAAAGGUGCAUGAAAUUUGGACACAUGUUAGCUCCUUAAGAGGGGAUUGCCAAAGAGCCACAGGUUUUCAUGGUAGCCACCUCUAAAACUUGCUUUUAAAAAAAGGAAUUAAAUACUGUACUACAUGGGUAUAUGGAAUGUUACAUUGUAUGUGUGCUGCUUGUGCACUGACUAUGAACAAUACACUCAUAAGGCGCUCUCUCUCUCUCUCUCUCUCUCUCUCUCUCACACACACACACACACACACACACAGAGAGAGAGCAAAGUACUAAUAAAGGCAGACACAUAAUCCAUACCUAUCCUGUUGUUGACUAGGAAAUACAGUAUAGUGCUGCAUUUUUAUGUUUUCCCUGCUCCAAACUAGCUUUGAUCGGAAAUAAGAAAAAGAACAAUAUAACUGCAUUUUAAGCUGGUGAUGUGUGCAUAGUCUUAGUCAAGUUUUGUUGUAGUAAAGGGCUGUUCUUGUACAUCUUGUUAUGAGUUUGUGGAUGCAAGACACCAAUAAUUCCUGCAUUUACUAAGUGUUAGAAGUUAAUCAGUGCUUGGAAUAUCAAGAUGGGCUGCCAGACACUGAAUUUAGUAGUGUCAAAAUACAGGCCAAAUCAGUUUUUUUCAUGCUCAGGAAAUCACCUAAUGAAGAGCCAUCAUGGAGAGCAAAAGAAAGGUGAUUUAACAAAGCAAGUUUUAUAUAUGUGUACAUAAACCAUAUAUCAUAAAGACACCACAGUCUCUGCUGUGCCUCAUUUCCAAAGGAAACGUGAACCCCUGGAAUCUCUUGCCACUUAGAGAUUGGAGUGGCAUGUAACAAUAUCAUUACGUUUGCUAAUUGUUCCACAGAUGGCAUGAAUUACAAUAUUAAUAAGCGUUAUUUUAGAAACCACUUUGAUUAUUGAUUUUUUUCUUCUGUUGUUAAUUCUCUUUGGUACGCAUUCAUUUUCUUUUAUCUGCUUUAGGGAUUUAAGGACAAUGUGUAUCGGCAGAGAAGGAAAUAUUUUGUCGACGUUGCCAUGAAUUAUAAAUAGUGAGUACAGAACUUUGUUUGUGGUUGUGGAAUUGCUACUGAUUCAGAAAAAAAAAGACACCAUCUGCUUGGGUGAUAAUCAAGCAGCAGCCAUGAGAACUGGCCCAUUUACACAACUGAAUUGGUAGGGUGAGCUUCUAAACUGGGCUUAUUUGGAGUUGAGCUGUGGAACGUAGGAAGUUGACUUUUACCAAAUCAAGCCAUUGUCCACUUGAAUGCAAAGGCUGAGCUCUACCACUGAACUACAGCCUUCUCCUUGACACUUCUGGUCAUCACUUUAUUUAUUGAUUUGUUCAUAUCAGAAAUGGAGAACCUCUCUGUCUGUCUGGCUCUCUCUACUCGCUAUACUCUUCCUAAGCCACACUCCUGCUUUGAACCUUCCUUGAGAAUUUUCCAAGUGAAUUUUUAUUGUUUUCCUUACAUAUUCUUUUCCAACAAAUUGUAAUAGCACCAAACAUUCCCCUUGACUCUGCCGAGUCACGACCCCCCUCCCUCCCCACAACUGGUAUAUUUAUCCUCUUUCCAUCACACACAUCAUUCUCAUAUUAGUACUAUUAUACAUUGAAGGUAUUAUGUCAAUCCUGCUAGUGUCUUGACCUCUUUACAAUUCUUCUUUAAAUAUUCAAUAAAUUUACUCCAGUUAUUUUGGUAUCUUUGAUCUCCCUGGUCCCGGAUCCUCCCUGACAGUUUGGCAAGUUCUGCAUAUUCUGUCAGCUUCGCCUGCCACUCCUGUAUAGUUGGUAUAUCUUGUACUUUCCGUCUUUGGGCCAGAAGGGUCCUCGUGGCAGCUGUAGCAUACAUGAACAAAUUUUGAUCUUCUAUUUUAAUUUCUGUUCCUAUUAAGCCUAAUAGACACGCUUCCGGUCUUUUGGGGAAAGUAUAUCUAAAUAUUUUUUUGAGUUCAUUAUAAAUUGAUUCCCAAAUUUUUUUUUACCUUAUCGCAGGUCCACCACAUAUGGAAAUAGUCCCCAUCUGCCUUUUUGCAUUUCCAACACUUUCUUUCUUUUUUCCUAUACAUUUUAGCUAAUUUUACUGGCGUCAAAUGCCAUCUAUACAUCAUUUUUAGCAAGCUUUCCUUUAAAGCCAUGCAUCCUGUAAAUCUCAAACCCUCCUUCCAUAAUCUUUUCCACGCAUCCAAUUCAAUGUUAUGCCCAAUAUCAAUUGCCCAUUUUAUCAUUGAUUCCUUUACUUCUUCGUCUUUUGUAUACCAUUCUAGCAAUAAACUAUACAUUCUUGAUAAAAUUUUAUCUUUACAGUCUAUUAACUCGAUUUGGAAUUUCAAUUUUUUAUCUUUGAACCCAUUUCUCUUUUUGUCUUCCUUUAAUAAGUCACUGAUCUGAUGGUAUUGCAGCCACCCUGUUAACAUCUUUUCAAUUUGGUCAUAUGGUUUGAGCUUUAUCCCUUGGACUGUUUUCCUAGUAAUAUCCUCAUAUGUUACUCUUUCCCCUUCCAUGUUUACUUUUUUUGUUGUCAGCACCUCAAUUGGUGAUAUCCACCACGGUGUCUUUCUUUCCAGGAGGUUUUUAUUCCGAUCCCAUACUUCAUAUAAAUAUUUCCUAAUCACAUGGUUUAGAAAACCUUUAUGUACCUUUACUUUGUUGUACCAUAGGUACAAAUGCCAACCAUAUCUAUUACCUUCCUUGAGAAUUUUCGCCUAGUUGGCAUGUGUCCUUGAACUCUCAUAAUGCUUCUUGCUUACCUGGUUGAGAGAGAUGUGCAAGGGCCAGGGGAAGGGGAAGAACAGUGACCUUCCUGCUCACCCCCCUUCAUGCAGUGUGUGUCUCAGCUCACAUAAUGGGCUAUGUAAAGGUCAAGUUAACAGAAAGUUAACACCAGGAAUUAAAUGACUGGCAUUUUUGUUUCUUUGUUUCAUAAGAAAAAAAGAUGUUACGGAUCCUAGUGUGAACAAGGGGAUACCAAAAGUUGUAAAACAAGCAAAAUACUUUAUGGUAUGACUAAGAAGUUAAAAACUAGUAUGCAGCUUGCUUUCUCAAAAAAUCAAUUUAAAUCUUGUAACCUGACAGCACCAAUUUAAAAACGCAGGUUUAGAAACAGCGCAAGAGCACCUUGCAAUGCAACUGUAGACGAGCAUUUGGAGAGAGUGAUUUGGAGAGAGUGAUGCUGAGAACAAUAUGCAUAAGCUUCUUGUUGGAGCCAAUGAGAUUAAGUCCUUAACUGGAUAAAAUAUUUACUGCAUAGUUGACUUUCUUUUGCAAAUGUACAAAAGUGCUUGAUAAAUACGCAAGAAAGCUUUCUGAACAGUGGGUUCAAAGGGCAACUUUUCAGAGACAGCGCAAAUGCACAGCACCUGGAAAUCAUACUUUAGAACAGGACAGCCUUUGUCCCCCCCCCUGCCCCCCAGGAUUAAACUAAUGUAAAAAAAUGCAUCAAACAUAAGGGUUGUUGUUGUUGUUGUUUAGUCGUUUAGUCGUGUCCGACUCUUCGUGACCCCAUGGAUCAGAGCACACCAGGCACUUCUGUCUUCCACUGCCUCCCGCAGUUUGGUCAAACUCAUGCUGGUAGCUUCGAGAACACUAUCCAGCCAUGGGACUUUCCUUUCGCUUCCAGGCAUAUCUGCAACUGAGCGUCCUUUCGGCUUUGGCCCAGCCGCUUCAUCAGCUCUGAAUCUACUUGUACUUGUCCUCUGCUCUUCCUCAGUAGCAUGUUGGACACCUUCCAACCUGAGGGGCUCAUCUUCCAGCGUCAUAACUUUUAUAUGCCUGUUGUCUUUGUCCAUGCAGUUUUCUUGGCAGGGAUACUGGAGUGGCUUGCCGGUUCCUCCUCCAGGUGGAUCACGUUUGGUCAAAAUUCUCCACUAUGACCUGUCCAUCUUGGGUGCCCUGCUUGGCAUAAUUCAUAGCUUCUCUGAGUUAUUCAAGCCCCUUCACCACGGCAAGGCAGUGAUCCAUGAAGGAGAACAUAACGGUAGCUGUCGUGAAAAACCCACCCUGAAUGUGGGAAAGUACUGAGUGAGCAGGCCUUAUUCACUGAAUUUUUCAGAGGCUUCUAUUCCUAAAUUGCUCCUGUUCUCAAACAAGAUGUCAUUCUUAAAAUGGUCAAUCUCAUUGUCUGCCAUGUCACAAAUUAAAAGGACAAUCAAAAGAAAUAAAUUCAGAGGGCUAGGAGGGCGAAACCCAGCUGGGAGGGCACCAUUUGCCCCACCCUCACUGUGGGACUCUCAGAAGCGCUGCUAUCAUGCCUUGUCACCUCAGCUGCUAGCUUGGCACACCAAUCACAUUAAAUGGUUUAUGGCAUGGGUAGGCAAACUAAGGCCUGGGGGCGGGAUCUGGCCCAAUCGCCUUCUAAAUCCGGCCCGUUGACAGUCCAGGGAUCAGUGUGUUUUUACAUGAGUAGAAUGUGUCCUUUUAUUUAAAAUCCAUCUCUGGGUUAUUUGUGGGGCAUAGGAAUUCACUCAUUCCCCCCCUUCAAAAUACAGUCUGCCCCCCCCAUAAGGUGUGAGGGACAGUGGACCGGCCCCCUGCUGAAAAAGUUUGCUGACCCCUGGUUUAUGGCUUCCGCCACCACAUGAAAGGUCAUGUACUUUCCUUACCAAGAGCAAGCCUGCUCCUCUCUCCUUCUCUCCCCUCCCCACUUUCUCUUUGAGUCAGGCUAACUCAGUUCACAGAAUUGUCUGUGUGUGUGUGGGGGGGGGGGGGGUUUCCACACAAGGAUUUUUUUCCAGCCAGAACUCACCAGAACUGAGUUCCAGCACCUCCCAGGUGGAUGCCAUUGCCAUUAUAAAAGAACAAGGGAGGUGUUCAUGGUGAGUUCCAGCAUUUCUUGUUCCAGAAAAAGAGCAUUGGUUUCACAUUUUGGAUUAUAUAUUGGCUUCCAUUUAAGCUCCUAUCUGCUCUAGAACCUAACCAAAAUCCUAAAGAGCUCCAGCUAGAGCAAAUUUACCACAGGAUUGCACUUUUACAUGAGUGGCUUACCCUGUAACUAAUAAUACCACCUCCAAAUGCUACACUUGCAUUUUUCUUUUCUUUUUUUAAAAAAAUCUUUGCAGAUCAAGCCUACAUUUUGAAUUCAUUACGAUCCCCAGGAGUUAGUAAAUUUUCAGCGCUACCUACAAAUACCUGCUGCUUUUUGCAAUUUUCUUGUCACGCGAGCUUCCAAGUCAAGCUAAUUCCAAUCACAUUCUCAUUUUACUCAUAAUGGCCCAAACUCUUCACAUUCCAGAGAAGGCACAUGCUAAUUUGAUGUACUUUUCUGUUUCAUGCUUUCUUUUUUAAAAGUUCUCGUUUCCCCCUCCCUCCCCUGUUUGUGGUUUCUGCCUACUUCUUUGAGUUCUCUAAGCGCACAAGGAGGGAGUGGGGGGGGGGAUGAAAACAUUUAUUUCCCCCUCAGCAAACAGUAAAACUUGGCAGGAAAAGAGCAUGCUUAAAAGCCCAUAAAAAGACACACACACACACACACACACGCUAUCAAUUCAGAGUAAGGAGAGGGAGGGCAUUUGUGUCUUGUGAGCAGAGGCAGCCGUUUUUCUCUCUGGAUAGAUCACUGCUGUUCUAUUAGCAUUUUAUAUGGAUAUGGAUCUCCUAAAUAUUCCUUUUUGCAAGUACCUUUUGCAUAUCUCUGCUCAGCUUCAGCUGUACUUGACUAGUUUCAAACCAGCCCGAACCAUUCCCCUCCCCCCCCACUUCUACCCUGCUGUGCUGGUGUAAGAAAAUGGGGAAAUGUUUAAAUGUGUACGCAAUUCAGCUUAAUUAAUGCAUGCAAAUGAGCCAUGACUCCCCCAGCUUCUGAGUAGGGGACGCCUAUCGUUGGCAGCUAUUGUUAUUUACCCAGACUGUAUUUCUGAGGUUGCUUUGGUCGUGAAAUUCUGCUUGCUCCAUAAGAUGCAAUCAGCAUCAGUGACUGCUCAUUUCUAGAGGACAGUAUGUCUUCUUUGACUGUCCUUCAUGGUUUCUUGGAUGAAUUUAUACUGAUAGUAAGAACCUGUGCGUUGAAUCUUUGAUUUGUACCCCAUCUUUCUUUCAACAUGAGACCCAAGGUAGCAUGCAUGAGGGCUCUCAUCCAGGGACUGGCCAUAAAAAGACCUAGUUAGGUUCAGCAAGGUGGUAGUUUCAUGUGGCUUCAGACCAAACUCUGAUUUCUUGUUGAGAAGGCUGGGCAAUGUUUGCAUUACCACGUUCUCUCACACUUCCCAGUGCAUUUCCCCUCUCAGUUUCUUUAUUGCAAAAAGCCCAGUGUUUGGUAGAAAUGGGCUUGUUGCUUAUAGCUUCGCAAUCAGCUUUAAUUGAGUGACCUGAAUUUUACGGUAUGUAAUUGAAUCCCACCCGGAAAUAGUGGCAGCAUGGAAGUAUUCAACUCCUAGGACGUACGAUGGAAAGGCCCAGGUAUGUUUAGCCUGGAGAAGAGAAGAUAAAGGUGGGGGGAAGAGACAUGAGAGAUGCCUUCAAACCUCUGAAGGACAGCCAUACUGAAGAAGGCUUGGUCUCCGUUGCUCUUCCAGAGGAUACUAUAAUCUAUGGGUGGGAGAUUACCAGGGAGCAGAUUCUAACUAACAUGCGGAGAGCUGGUAAGGAUUGAUCAGCCACAGAACAGACAACCUCAGGAGGUGAUAGGUUCCCCUUUGCUAGAGGCAUUGCAGCAGCUGCUGAGCAGCCAUCUUCCAAAGAUGCUGUGAUUACAAGAGCAUUGAGCAAGAAGUUUAGGCUCUGUGACCCCCAACUCUAUGAUUCAUUUCGGCCUUCUGUGUACUAUCCAUUCAGUUCCACCACGGCUUGCUAACAACAUCCGCCCCCCACCCAGCUAAGCAAAACCCUUGUUGUAAUUGUUUGUUAGUGAAAGAAAGAAGUGAAGGUGGGAAGAAAAGAAAGGAAGACGAUUGUACUUAAUGAGAAUUUCCAGGCUGAAUAGGCAGCCUCAAAGCACAUUAAUUCCAGAUGAUUCUUUCUCCACAGAGGAUACUUAUUAUUGGAGCAGCUUCUAUAGUGAGGAUUGGUAUCAGUUCCUGCAUCUAAGAAACAUACUGAAUAAAUCCUGCUUUACUGGAGUUGAGAGAAGGUCUUGAAAGGAGAGGAGAGUAGAGGGUUCGUCUAGGCAGCAACGGGCCUUUCAGUAUUCAAAGUGCUUUAUGAUUGUUAUCACAUUCACAAUAGCCUUCUGAGAAAUGUCAUUUUCUAGGUAGGAGACUAAGGUCACAACCACACGAUGCAUCUAAAACCAUGCUUAUACCACUUUAAGUUACGGCUUCCCCAAAGAAUCUGGAGAACUGUAUAGUUUACCCCCUCCCCUCAGAGCUACAGUUCCCAGCACCCAGAACAGCUCCCAGGAUUCUUUGAGGAAACAAUAUAGUUUUUAUUGGUUUGUUUAGAUGCAUAGCAAAAUAUAGGUAGCCAACUAAACCAAAUCAUAACCAUAGCUGUCAAUGUUUUCCUUUUUUUAAGGGAAAUUCCCUUAUUCCGAAUAGGAUUCCUCACAAGAAAAGGGAAAAGUUGACAGCUAUGAUUAUAACACUUCUCCCCCCUCCCCCCCUCCCUGAAUUUUGCCAGCUACCUAGUAGUAUUCAUGUCCUUGUAAUAUUCAUUGCCCUUUUAGUUUUCUACAGGGUUCUCCUAUGUUACUCCAUGUGGGUUGUAUGGAAGCAUCCAUCAUAGCUAUCAACUUUCCCCUUUUCUUGCGAGGAAUCCUAUUCAGAAUAAGGGAAUUUCCCAUUAAAAAAGGGAAACGUUGGCAGCUAUGGCAUCCAUCCACAGUGCGGUCAUCUCCAGCUGGAAGUAUCAAGAAGUCAGUGUUUUAGAAUUCUUUUUUUUUCUCCUCCUAUCCUGCCCUUGUGUUUAAAACAGAGAAUAACCAUUUACAGGCACAAGGAUAGCAUUAGAAUAGCCUUUCAGAACAAGCAAAAGAAGAAUGUUAAUCUAUUGCCCCCUAAGAAGAUAUUCUAUUAAAAUGUAUUGCUCCAGAUGUGUUAUAUUAUUUUGAAACUACUUCCUGCAUCUAUUUGGGUCUUUCUCUUUCUCUGUAAUAAUACUGAUCUGCCUUACAAACUGUACAUAUCAUUGAGAUUACUGAAAUUAACGUGUAUGGCAUACUCCAAAUAUGUAGGAAAACCACUGUAUCAGCCUUCCCCAACCUCUUGCCCUCUAUAUGUUUUGGAUUAUAACCCCAUCAUCCUUGACCAUUGCCCAUGCCAGCUAGGACUGACGGCAGUUCAAAUUCUAGUUAGCUUGAGGGAAAAAUGUUCCAGCUUGGGGAAAAAUGUUCUAUAUUGUAACUUUUUAAAAACCCCUUUGGAUUGUGCACAGUUGAUCUCAGAUCCUGAGGGCAUAGAUGAUUCAGGCAGCAAAAUGUCAUGGGCAGGCCCUUAUCUCCACCUUCUCUCUGUGUAUGUCUGGCUUUUACAGAAAACCCAGCUGUUUCUAAGAAGUGCGUUUGACAGGUGAAUCUGUUACAUGAAGACUAUGUGAAGAACUAGGAGUGGAAGGGAAAAGAUUCUUCUUAAACAGGGCUGGGGAACCUUUUCAGCACAAGGGCCACAUUACCUCCUGAACAGUGUUAUGGGGGCCACAUACCAGGGGCAGGUGAGGGAAGAUGCAGAAGUAGGUGGCGCAAUGGAUAUAACACUUGACUUUUGUACAGCAGGCUGCAUUCCAGAUGUGCGCAACUCUCUAUCCUCCAUCCAAGCAAGCAAGCAAAACUUAUUAUUAGCAUAAUUCAAGGAAGACACAUUCCACUCAGGUAAAAGCAUCUGGGAAGGCUGUGACACAGGGCAGUGAGUUGUGUGGCCUGUGGAGAGAGCAAGAUAAAGAGAUCUGGAGGGCUGCAUUCUACCCCUGCCCCUUACUCUUCUUCUGCGUCUGACCCACUGCUCUAGCUGAAGAGAGCAUGACUUUAAGAUCUGUUUUGGGACUAACACAGGACACGCCUGGGGGAUGAGACAACAGCCACAUCAGGCUUUUGCUGGAGAUAAUAGCAGGCAUUGGAGGUAACUUGUCAAUGGGCUAUCUGAAAAAUAGUUAUUCCUUCUUUUGAGGUACUAGUGCCUGUCUAUGUUAGGGGGGUUUGGAAGGGGCUUAUGAUGGGUUGGUGGGAGCAUAUAACCGAGAGGUAAUUGUUUUCAAAACCUUUGUCUUUUGUAUUUUUUUUCUUAGUGGUCAGCCAAUCCCUAGAGUGGACUAUACACCUGAAGAAAUAAAAACUUGGGGAGUGGUGUUCAGGGAACUGACCAAGCUGUAUCCUACUCACGCCUGUCGAGAGUAUUUGAAGAACUUCCCUUUGUUGACCAAGCAUUGUGGCUACCGAGAGGAUAAUGUCCCUCAGCUGGAGGAUGUUUCUAUGUUUCUUAAAGGUAAGGGUCAAAUCUGGCUUCUAGCAGAACAGGGUGCUGUAAAAAUAAUUGUGUCACAUUUCAAGUGUUGCACAAUUGGCCAAGUAAUGAGAGCUGUUUAUACCUUUAUUCUUCGCACGACAAUUCUGUGCAUUGAAUAAGUAGUUAUGGAACAAAUCUGUAUGCAGGGAGGGGAAAAAUACCCACCAGGAAUCUCUACCGUCUCCCCUUUGGGAGUUUUGCACAAAAGUCCUGGCUGACCCCCAAUCCCCUGAGAAUGUCUCUAUUAUGACAUGUGUCUUUUUGACUAUACAUGCGUAAACCCAUCUGAAUACAAAGCAAAGCAGUCAGCUCUGUGCUUGGAACAAACCAGUGCACUGAAAUCUUAAAUGGAGUAUGAACAAUGCCUCCUUAUUCAAUACAUUUUGUAUUUUCAAGACAGGGACUCCAUAUGUCCUGGGCAGUAAGGUUUGCAUGGUUGAAUGUUUGUAAAGCAGCUGGAGGUAGUGGGGUCAAGCUUCUCCUCCAAAAUGGGCCUGUCGCCAGAUGUUCCCAGCUGCCUUUCCUGAAGUCAUAACUGAUCUGGAAGUUUGCACUCUUCCAGCGACAACACUGAACUUGGCUGGAAGGUGCACCAGUUGGUCUGCUCCAAGCCUCCUUCUCAGAUGGUAAUGUUGAUCAUCUGCCAGUUGCGUUACUCAUGACUCAUCUUCUGUAAUCCUCUCUUUCUAAUCCUCCCAAAUGCAUUGCUCCUUUGCAGUGCUUUUUUAAAAAAGAAAAAAGAAAAAAAAAGGCGCUAGUACUCACCAGGAAGUUGUUACAGUAUGUGCCACACUUUUAACAUUUUGGGGGAAAGGUGCCGGUACUGCCUACCCAUGAGUACCACCAGACUUCCUUGCCUUCCAGUUCAGGGUCAAGACUGGAGCAGGCUGAGAGACAGUCUAAUUAUAGCUGCAUUCUGUGUAUCCUCAUCAACUCCUCUAGUAUGGAAAUGACAUUUGUCCCAUAGCACUACAGAGCAAUAACAGAAGGCCUCUCCUCUCCUCCUCAUCCAUCUUUUGGAGACCUCUGUUUUGGAGUCUCAUUUAUUUAUUUAUUUCACUUUAACCCUAUUCUCUCUCCAAGUUGGCCAGAGUGACAAACUAGUCUCUUGCUUCCUUGCAUUCCACAAAAAAAAUAAACAAACAAACAAAAAAAUAAACAAAAAAAAUACCCUGUGAGGAAAAUUAGGCCGAGAAGAAUUGAUCCAAAGACACCUGCUGAACUUCAUGGAUAAGUGGGAAUUUGAACCAAGGUUUCUGCAGUUCUAGUCUGACACUCUCAGCAGGAGGUAGCCAAUAUGGUGCCCUCUGGUUGUAGCUGGGAGUUGUGGUCCAGCAACAUCUGGAGGGCACCAUUUUGGUUGCCUCCUCAUCCAGCCCACUGCAUAACAAAUUGUUUGUGGUUGUGUAUACAUUAUCUGGCUUGAAACACCGCUAGGUCAUUGUAAAGCAUUUUGCUCAUGGUGGGCUGCUCUUCUCAUUACGUACUGCAAACCAUGUAAGAUAGCCCAGGGAAAACCAACCUGCCCUGUAGCACUGCCCAAAUCUCUGUAGUCUCCCAAUCCUGAACUAAGGGAAGCUCAGGUUGUUUCUGGAUGUUCUUGGGAUUCACAAAGACAAGAGCCAAACAGUCCGCUCACUGUCUUUUGAGCUCCAAGCACAUAACUUAGGUCUCUUCUAAGCACAGGUGUGGGUUUUUCAGGUGUGUGUCUUGUUUUGUUUUGUUUUGUUUUGUUCUGGUGCUUUUCUUCCUGGAAAGAUUCAGAAAACCUGAUUGCUGCUUGUGCUGAUUCAGCAGUAAAAUGUGGGUUUUCCCAGGGAAAGUACUGGAGGGGAAACACACCAACGAUGACACUCAGACACAACCUGAAAAGCCCAGACCUGUGCUUAGAAAUGAAGCAAAAAGGGAAGUGUGAAUGAGCCCUUACUCAGUUGCAUAUGGCCAAGCACAGAAUACGAACCCUUGACCAAUAAAAGACAGUUAAGAAAGGCUAAUAGUGUAAAGCAAACCUUUGGGAAUGAGAGGACAGAACAAAACAAAACAACAAAGCUAGCUUGCCUAAAUCAUGGAACCCACCAGCAAGCUUCAUCCAGACACAAGGUUAUUGCAGUGCAUGAUCCUUCAUCUGAAUGAAGGCCUUCGAUGCAGGUCAGAGACCAGGUUUUGUACUAAAAGACCUGGAUACAGAAGUGUAGAUUUUCCAUCAUCCAAUCAGGGCCUUGGGGUAUAUUUCCUCACCCCAAGGACAGUGUACAUGCGGGAUUUCUCGGUGGAUUUCUGCACAGCCAUUGUGACCUUGAUGCAACCCUGCAUGAGGCACACAGGUGGCAGGAUGAACUAAUUAAACGGAGUCAUUUUUUCCUCUCAGGAAGACUGCACCAAGAACCCUACGUAAAAAGCCAUUUUAAAACGAGUCAAAGGGGGAUUUAUUUGCAGCUGUUCUUUCUCUCCGUUUGGAUUGAAACUGGCUUGGGUAGUCACACUUCACCACACACAGUAUUUAAUAGGAAACCAAAGGAUAGACAUGGCUUUUGGCUAAUAUCACAUGUACGCUGCUUCCCAGACCACUGGUGGGAGCAUACCAGGUGCACAGUAAAUGGUGUGUGUGUGUGUGUGUGUGUGUGUGUAGACACAGCCUGUGUUGAAUGAUCCCACCAAGGCCAUAUUCUUCCCUUAUCCUUCUGGAGAUGCAAUGUGGGCAUGUUAGUUUUAGCCAGGGCAAACAUCACUGAGGUCGCAUGUGCUGCAGUCUGCAGGAAUUGCUGUGGGAAGUCUCUGAUGCUGACACAGUUUUUGUCAAAGAAGAUGAGGCAGAUGUCAGAUUUAUUUGCCCCUUAUCUCGGGGUUCAAUUUGACCUGGUUGCUUAUGUCUUCUCAUUGUUCCAGGCCCUGGAAGAUCUCUUUUGAGUUUCAGGGAGUUAUUAUUAGGGCUGCCUUUUCCAGUUAUUUGGAGUGCCGAUAUUUCUUACAAAUAUUAAACGUUUAAAUCGGGGGCAGGGGAAAGACCGCCCCCCCCACACCAAAACAAGUUCCCACUAUGACCGCAGAAAAGUCACAGCAAAAUAUAGUCCUAAGAACCUGAGAAAGAUUUUUCUGAUCAAAAAUAAAAUAUUGUGUAUGGCUUGAAAAGCUAACCUGCCCCAGCUCCCAUUCCUUCCUUUAUUCUUACUUUAUGGCUACUAGCACUUAACAUUAAUUGGCUGACUGCUCUUUGAGCUGGGUUGCAUCUUUCAAAGGUGCAUCCUGCAAUGUUCUCUGGAUCCCUGAGGAAGGGCACUGAAACACAGUUCCUUUUUCUUUUCUUUGCUUGAAGCUAGAAAAGCACUCCAAGGUUCAAAUGUGUGUUCUCAGCCAAAGACAACAGUCACAAUUUUUUUCUGAAGAGGACUAAGCUUAGCUCAUUUAAUUCUAAACAGUAACUAAUGAGAUGAGAAAGAGCUUGAGAAAGAACCAGCCUGUUCAUAAGUGAACAUAAGUUUUGGAGUGGUGCCAGCUGAAGACAUUCCUUUUUUCCAACAAGCCUUUUGAGUGGAGAUUUUUUAAUCCCAACCUGUAUUGGAUCUGGGGUUGUUAGCUGUAUGACAUUUGUUUUAAUGGUUAAAUUGUUUUGAGAUAAUUUUAUAGGAAGCACUUCAUAAAUGAAAUGAAAUGAUAGACAGAUAAUAAGGUAAACUUCCCCCAUCUGACCUUUUCGGCAUUUCCUUUCCUUUCGACCUCAGUGUUUACAAUCAACCCCACAUCAUCACUCAGGAUAACACUUUGUGCCUUUGGUCCUUAAAAGCUUAUGCCAUAAUAACACCGUCAGCUUUUAAGAUGCCACAGGGUUCUUUGCUGUUACAGAAAUGUUUGCCGAUGAUUUCCAAAUGAAUAAUGUGCCAUCAGAUUUCAUGAAAGAUCUGAGGCUAUUACACAUAGAGGUAAAUCAGUGUUUGCACCAAGUAUCCACCCAGCACGAAAUUGCUUGCCAUUCAGAUAAUUUUUGCAUAUACUACCUGCAUGAUACACACAGCUGGCAGCAUGUAUUUGCUCCCCCUUAAUGUUGUCAAUUUUAUGAGGAUACUAAAGAUAAAAUGCUUUGUUCAAACCUGUAUAAAGUGGCCCUGCACCCCUCCCCUUUUAAUCUGCUGCUGUAGAUAAAACAGGAAGGUGAUUAGUGAUAUUGGCACAUUGUAACCUUGGUGUUUUCCCCUCAGCUAAAUGAUCUGCAUCAAUUCAUCCAUUUUAUUUUCUUAAGGAAUGUCUAGCUGGUACAAACGACGUUUGAUUCUGUAGGGAAAAUAUGGAAUAGUUUGUGUUUUCUGUAGAUUGACACACAUACUCAGAUAAUUUUGGUUUUUCUACCACUUCAGAAAGGUCUGGAUUCACAGUCAGACCAGUUGCUGGAUAUUUGUCACCUCGUGAUUUCUUAGCUGGCCUUGCCUAUCGAGUUUUCCACUGUACUCAGUACAUACGCCAUGGGUCUGAUCCUCUCUACACUCCAGAACCGUGAGUAUAAUUUUUCAUAACUUAGCAUGUAUUACAUUUAUUUUUUCCAUGUUUCCUCCAAGCAGGUGACGAUGAGGUGCAUGGUUCUCUUCUCUACCUCCCCUCAACUUUUUCUUCUCAUAACAGCCCUGUGAGGUAGGUUAGGCUGGGAGAAAGUGACUGUCCCAAGGUUACCCACUGAGUUUCACGGCCAUGAAGACCACAGGGUGACUUUGGGCAAGUUCCUGUCUCUCAGCUUAACCUGCCUCACAGGGCUAUCAUGGGAAUAAAACGGGGAGGAAAGGCAAACCACUUAAGCAGCCCCGAUCCCCUUGGAGCCAGUGUGGUGUAGUGGUUAAGAGCGGUGGACUCGUAAUCUGGUGAACCAGGUUUGCGUCUCUGCUCUUCCACAAGCAGCUGCUGGGUGACCUUGGGCUAGUCACACUUGUCUGAAGUCUCUCAGCCCCACUCACCUCACAGAGUGUUUGUUGUGGGGGAGGAAGGGAAAGGAGAAUGUUAGCCGCUUUGAGACUCCUUAAAGGGAGUGAAAGGCGGGAUAUCAAACCCAAACUCUUGGAGGAAAGGAAAGGCAACAUGAAAAAAAAAAUGUAACAACACUACUUGGCUUCUUCAGUUAGAGAUGUUGCACAGUUCCACAAAUCCCAUUUAAUUUCAAGCCUGUGGUUCUGCCUCUUUGAACUGUUUCAUGCUUCUGGACCAGCUACAGCACACCCUGCCAAAAUCAUGUACGUUUGCACAAUACCUGCCUCUUUUCUCCAGGGCAAGGGCCAGCUGCUUCUGGGUCCGCCACUGUUAAUGGUGUGUGUAAUGACAGAGAAGCAACUUCCAUGAAACUCACCUGACAUUCCAAGGACUCUCGUAUAGGAGGGGAGAGAAAAUAUCCUCAUUGUCCUGGCGAAGGAAAAGGUUCAAUUGGCAGACCCCUGUCCUUUACACCAUGGUGUCUUUCCUGUAUCUAACCAAAAGGAGGGAAGGUCCAAAGCAGCAAAUGGUGUGCUCAGGCUCCAGGGAUGCAGGACAUUCACAGAGCGUAAAGGGUUUUUGAAAGCGCUCAGCUUCCUCUUUCUCUGUAGCAAAUGCUCAGGACUGCUGUGAAGGCCAAUCGGUUAAUAAACAAGAUGAUCCCUUGUUGCUUGAGCUUGUUGUCAUCUGGCUUUUAUCUGUGUAACAGCAAGCACCUCAAGAGCGUCACUCUGUGUGCGUUAAUUCUAACCCCACUGAUGGAGGGCACCUUCUCUGAACAGAAACCCAUCUACAGACUUACAUGAACCCCAGUCUCACAUUUGCAGCCAAUAUUCUAAUUCCAAACUCUUCUGAGGGAUUUCUAGAUCAAUUAAUCUCUGCCAAGUCUUUCCUGAAACCAAAUCCUGGUAUUUAAGACUGGAAGUGAUGAACAUUCAGAUGGCUUCACCCCCCCACCCCACCCAGUCCUGGGAACUGCAUUUUGCUGAGGGGCAAACUAGAGUACCCAGGAUUCUUUGGGGCAUGGUAUAAACACGCUUCAAAUAUAUAGUGUGGCUGUGACCAAAGGGGUUCUGUUGUAGUGCCUUCUAUUAGCAAACUCAGAUAGUGAGAGCCAACAGGUAUAGAGUGAGAUGGGAGACCCUGAGAAAUAAGACAGCAGUACCAGCAUGCUCAAGGGAACUCUAAAGUCUGCAGCAGCAGAAAAUUAUUUUUUUUAAAAAGCCCUGAAUCGGGCAAGCAAGCAAGCAACCCCUUAGCUCAAUGAGGAUUGAGCAUGCUCAAUAGUCACAGAAUAAUGAGUGUCAGUUGGAAAAGAAAACCAGAAAAAUAGGCCCCCACAUCUGGUGCCAGUCCUGAGUACUGAUCAUCAUGUACAGUCUACCUGGGAUGGAAAUUGAGCUGCUCCCUCUGUCCUUCUGCAAUCAUUGUUUCAGCUUAUGCCCACAGCUUUUUGUUUAUUCUCUACAUCAGGCAUAGGCAAAUUCCGACCCUCCAGAUGUUUGGGACUACAAUUCCCACCAUCCCUAGCUAACAGGACCAGUGGUCAGGGAUGAUGGGAAUUGUAGUCCCAAAUAUCCGGAGGGCUGGAGUUUGCCUAUGCAUGCUCUACAUGUUCAUUGUUUUCUUGCUGGCGUUUCAAUAUUCUUUCAUUCUAUUUUCCCAUCUUUUUUUUAAAUAGAGAAAAUGAGCCCAAAGGGAAUUCUAUUAAUAUUGAUGGCUCUUUGUUGAAAUAUCUGCUGUUUUUGGCACUGAAUUAUUUUAUUUCUUUUUUAUUGCAAUGUCUUUUGACUUGCACCAGUGAGCACUGGCAUUGGUGUUAUUUCUGUGAUAUCACGUUUGGUGCUGUAGUGGUUCUAGGGGUUGCUCGUGCGUAAGCCGGUGCCGGCACCUGGCUGGGUUGCCUGAGUGAACCUUUUCUGUCCAGACAGCCACUCACCCGUGGCUGUUCCAGAACCAUUUUAAAUUAAGUAGAAUAGGAAAGAUUUCUAAACAUCAGAUCAAUACUUUCUGCAUUAAGAAAUGCAAACUGACAUGACCUUCAGAGUUCACAUUUACCAAAAAAGCACUGGGACCUGUAACAAAAUGUUUCUGUGUGACUGCUCCUGUUCAGUGUUCCAGCCAGCCAGCCAGCCAGCCACAACUUUCAGGGCACUCCAUUCCACACUUACCUGCCCCAAACAAACACUCAGUGUUUUGUGGCUGCUGAGCAUGCUCAGUACUUGCUAGGUUGUUUUGGGGGUGUUUCCCAAGAGGUUCUCAUUUGUAUUUCUGCCAAUGAAAGACCUGCCCAAGUCAUGCAGAUCUUAGAGGGUCUCGUUUAGAAAGGUCUCUUUCAGCCCCGCUGGUUGAAAACCCUUUCCUGGCAAUGCCCGACACUGAAAUUGCAGCAAAGCAUGAUUGCUAAGCCAGUGUUGGUCAUACUCAGAGUAGAUCUACUGAAGUCAAUGGGCUUCUAUCUAUUAAUUUCAGUAGGUCUACUUUAUGACUUAGUUGGAUGUUCGUUCCAUAAAAAAGUAAUAAUAAAUAAAGAAAUUGUUCUGCCAUUGAGACUGCUGCACCUGUAAAGAAAGGUUACAGCAGGAAGUCAAGUUCCGAAAUCAAUUGAGGCGCUCAUGUUCCACUCAAGAGUGUUCUCACAUAUUCUUUAGAGAAAUGCUUGGCACUGGGUGAAAAGGGGGCAUUGUAAUGUGAAACUUGACACAUGAACUUGUCGCCUGCAGGAGAAUUUGGAUUAUUGUUCACCUGGCAACAAAGUGGCCCUAUUCCCAACAGAUGAGCCUUUCACAGGAAGCGCAAGGUGACAGCUCUGAAUUGAAAAUGAAUGCUGAGUCUUUAAGACUUCGGCUCCAUUCACAAUCCCCAUGAUGUCUGUUUCCAUAUUGUCCAAGACAUAUGAACAUGAAAAACAGACAAACUGGGAAACUCCUGCUUGCUUCCUAUUGUCCUGCCCAUGCAUAGCAUAUUCCUGGUGUGCAUGUCUGUGAUUCAGUGAACAAUAGUGGAUGGGCUGGCAUGAAUAACUCAGGCAUGUACUGUGCUCUUUUGAUGGGCAGUAUCAGGAUUAUAAUGGGGGAACAGAGCAUAGCAUUAAAAAAAUAGGAAUACAUAUUCCAAGUAUUGUUUUGCCUGAAAACAGAGGCAGUGGGCUCUCUUUAUUUGUACAAAAAAAAUGCAAACUUGCUUUUUCCCUCCUGAAGAUGUUGCUCAAAGCAACUAACAACAUGCAAAACACAAAAAUAAAAACACAUUGGGGGUUUUUUUAGCGCUGCUUUACAGUGUCAAAUUUGGACCAAAAAUACUUGAAUGCGAGUCUGCAUGGAAAGUUUAAAAACCCCCACAGUAUUCUCCAGUUAGCGUCAAAGUUUUAUUUUUGUAAACAAACCUUUUAAUACUUAUGACAGCUAGAUUCAUUUUUUUUUUUAAAGCCCACUGAACUGCUUCAGGUUUGGCUAAGAGGUUUGCAUGCAUCAGUUCUCUUAGUCCAGUGAUGCUUUUAUACUUCUACUAACUUUGCAUCUUAAUUCCCUUGCAGGGAUACAUGCCAUGAACUUCUGGGGCACGUGCCUCUGCUUGCUGACCCUAAAUUUGCCCAGUUUUCCCAAGAGAUUGGACUGGCCUCCCUGGGAUCUUCUGAUGAGGAUGUCCAAAAACUUGCAACUGUGAGUCACUAAGUUUUAAAAGUGUGAGUUUUGCUUGAUUCUUCAGAAUCUGUCAAGUCUACUAAAAUGAAGUGUUUCUCAGUGUGAUGAUAAAACAAGUCACCCACUUUCUUUGGCAACACCUCCUCUGACUGGUUUGUGGCUGAGGUAUGCAGGCUAGCCUCAGUGGCCCAGAAAGACCUGACAGCUGUGUGUGGUUGUGUGAUUGAAGGUAGUGGUGCAACGAGAGAACAUUGAUUUUAACACUUUCCCCUCUUUCUUUCGCCUAACAUCUCUGAAAUACAGACAUGGUUUGUACCUGUAGAAUAUGAAGAUUUGGGACAAGGUUUUCACUCAUUACACUGUGUUAUUUGUCUCAGUGUGCUUUUAGAAAAGGUAAAGGGACCCCUGACAGUUAAGUCCAGUCGCGAACAGCUUUGGGGUUGUGGCACUCAUCUCACUUUACAGGCCGAGGGAGCCAGCGUUUGACCGCUUCCGCAGACAGUUUUUCUGGAUCAUGUGGCCAGCAUGACUAAGCCGCUUCUGGUGCAAUGGAACACCAAAACCAGAGCAGCGCACAGAAAUGCGCACAGAAAUGCCAGAGUGGUACCUAUUUAUCUAUUUGCACUUUGACGUGCUUUCGAACUGCUAGGUUGGCAGAAGCUGGGACCGAACAACGGGAGCUCAACCCAUCGCGGGGCCUUGAACCACCAACCUUCCAAUUGGGAAGUCCAAGGGGCACAGUGGUUUAAACCGCAGCACCACCCGUGUCCCCUUUAGAAAAGAUCGCCGUAAAGGAUUAUUAUUAUUAUCAUCAAUACCACAUGGGGGAGAUGGGUGAAAAGCAAGCUAAUUGUGAAACACGGCUUCUUCAUUUAUUGCAUUUCAUGGGCAGUACCAUGAAUGUCAAGGAGAUGAACUCAGGGAAGUUCCAUCUGACACUGUCCAGAAUGAGGAAGGCCUCAGGCGCAGUGAUCCAAGGUCUCAGGGCACAGGGGUAUGAUGGGUGGAAUGAGAACAGGAUAGCGUCUUGGGAUCGAAACAACCACAGCUUUGUUUAUAACAGAUGUCAGUAGGCUUUGGCAUAGACAUUGGGUAUGGGUCCUGAACAGAGAAGGAAAGGCCUGGAAAUCCCCCGGAAAAAUCCUGAAUAAACAUGACCAUUUACUAGUUGAUUAAUCCUUCAGGGUCAAUUCUGGAUUUAAGAAUCACUCUACAAUGAGAGUCAAUUCUGGGCAAUCCUUCCAGGACACCACUUGGGAAGUUCUGUGGCCCAUUAACCAUCAUCUGGGCCUUCAGACAGAAACCUUCUCCUGGACCCCUUUACCGGGGUACCCUGAUACUUUGACUGGAGUGAUGAGGGGUCUCUUACAUCCUUUUUCUGGACUAAGGAUCCAACCCAAUGCCUUUUUUUUUUUGCCAACAAGUUGUAACAGUUGCUACUAGGUAAGCAAAACCUCCAGAAAGGCCCAGUUUUGUCUGCCAGAGAAUUCAUCUCUGACUCCAAACAGCUCCAUAGCAAGGUCUUAAGCACAUCCUGCCUGCCCACCCCAGGUAAAGGCAAAAUUAUAGAGAGGAGGGGGGAGACCCUAUGCUGACUGCGCUGACCAAGCCACACACUGCUGAUUUAAAAGAGAUUGGGCAGACCUGGUUGAAGCCAGUCGGCUCACUGGCCAACCAGAACCACCCCACCAUUCCCAGCACCACAACCAGCACACAACUGGUUUGACAGGGCUUUAAAUCUCACAGGCAGUUCCCAGCCUCCUGCGCAGAUAUCCAGGGCAAUGAUGACAUCAGGUGGCUGCGCAGGAGAGGAACAAUUUGCACCCCCAGGUUGCCUCCUGUGCCCAUGUUGGGCCACAAUCAAAUAGUAAGCGAUCUUUGCAUUGAAAGAUCUUUGCAUUGAAGGAUUGAAGUUGAAUCCUGACAAGACAAAAGUACUUUUUUGGGGGGACAGGGGGCGGGCUGGUGUGGAGGACUCCCUGGUCCUGAAUAGGGUAACUGUGCCCCUGAAGGACCAGGUGCGCAGCCUGGAAGUCAUUUUGGACUCACAGCUGUCCAUGGAGGCGCAGGUCAAUUCUGUAUCCAGGGCAGCUGUCUACCAACUCCACCUGGUACGCAGGCUGAGACCCUUCCUGUCCACGGACUGUCUCGCCAGAGUGGUGCAUACUCUAGUUAUCUCCCUCUUGGACUACUGCAAUGUGCUCUACGUGGGGCUACCUUUGAAGGUGACUUGGAAACUACAACUAAUCCAGAAUGUGGCAGCUAGACUGGUGACUGGGGGCGGCCGCCGAGACCACGUAACACCGGUCUUGAAAAACCUACAUUGGCUCCCAGUACGUUUCUGAGCACAAUUCAAAGUGCUGGUGUUGACCUUUAAAGCCCUAAACGGCCUCGGCCCAGUAUACCUGAAGGAGCGUCUCCACCCCCAUUGUUCUGCCCGGACGCUGAGGUCCAGCACCGAGGGCCUUCUGGCGGUUCCCUCAUUGAGAGAAGCAAAGCUACAGGGAACCAGGCAGAGGGCCUUCUCGGUAGUGGCGCCCGCCCUGUGGAACGCCCUCCCAUCAGAUGUCAAAGCGAUAAAUAACUACCUGACAUUCAGAAGACAUCUUAAGGCAGCCCUGUUCAGGGAAGUUUUUAAUGUGUGAUAUUUUAGUGUAUUUUUGGUUUCCAUGGAAGCCGCCCAGAGUGGCUGGGGAAACCCAGCCAGAUGGGUGGGGUACAAAUAAUAAAUUAUUAUUAUUAUUAUUAUUAUUAUUAUUAUUAUUAGCAUGCAUGAGGAACGAGGAAAGGCCUUGCAUGUGUGGAGCUCCAUGUCUGAUCAGAGCUCUAUACAAAGAACAUCUGAACCAGGAAAGAAGCAGCUCCCUCCUUCAAAACUGGGUUGUUGUUUUUUGCAGACAUUCACAUAAAGACAAAAGCCCUAGUAUUCCUUUAAGUGCUGAAUUUAUGGCACUGGCUGCUAGAAAAUGUUAUUUAUAAAUGGAGGGUUUGGAUAGACUAUAAAUAUUGAAAGAAAACUCCAGUGCUACUUCCCAGGUAGUUUUAGAAAAGGGAUUUAAAAACCAUGGUAGGAGGAAUCAGAAAUAUUUCUGAAAGUGUGUAACAAUGCAGGAAACAAGUGGCUAAUGUGCAAGGACUGUGUCUAUCCCAAGCAAAAAACUAGAUAUUUGGAUGUGUGAACUUUCUGUUUACACCACGACAAAAAUUAGCAGCUUGGAUGAACAUGCACAACUCCACUCAUGCAAAUGUUUCAUAGUGUUUUCUUCAGUGAGCUGAGAAAUAACUGGUGUUUUCUUGCAAUGAAGAAUCUAUAUAUGUGCCUGGAUAUGCCCCACAGAGUCAUGAGGUGUCCGAAACACCCAGUACAGUUAUACUUUGGUUCUCAAACAGAAUCCGUUCCAGAAGUCUGUUUGACUUCCGAAAACAUUCAGAAACCAAGGCACGGCUUCUGAUUGACUGCAGGAGCUUCCUGCACACAAUCGGAAGCUGCAGAAGCAGCGCCAGACGUUCAGGUUCUAAAGAAACAUUUGAGUCGCAAGGCAUUUGACAACCAAGGUACAACUGUAUUUAUAAUUUUGGGGAAAUGAGUGUCUGCUGUGUACUGCCACAGUUCACAAGAUGGUUGUUUAGUGAUUGGUAUGUUCUAUCUUCAUCCUUUUUUGGUUGGUCUACACUAUUUGGGUAAAAGUAUCAGUGCCCAUUACUCUGGAAAUGAAGAUGUUAGUAUUUGGUAUACAAGCCUUCUGUGGCUUUUUCUGUUACAAAACUAUCUGAAUAUCUGUCCAAUUAAGGAAUUGCUGUCAGGAACUAAUUGGUUUCAUUACACUCUUUCAAGUCCCCCCACCCCAUCUUUAAAGUAGCUUUUCAACCUCUGUUUUUAAAGUGCUAAAAACUACAGUCUUCUCUUCUCCUUGGUAACAUUUAUUGUGAUAUUUUAAUCGACUGCUGAGGAAUGAAAACCAAACAACUUUUGCUCUUUUGCCACUGCACUGUGUACAGAAAUCUGGAGAAAUUAAUUGCUCCUGAAGCUGGGAGAAAUUGAGGGUUUAAAAAAAUGCUUAUAAAGUUCACAUUUAUUAAUAUGAACGAUUUUGAAUGUCAUAUAUCUAUAUAUAGCCAACCUCAAAAGGAGGUUUACAAAAGGAAUGGAAUUAUCAGUGAAAAGCAACUUAAUUAUUUAAGAAUUACUAAAACCAGCGAUAAACUAAAAAACAGAUGAAAACACUUGUCAACAUUUCACAUGCCUGGCUAGGCUUGCCUGAGCAAAAAUGUUCUUAGGGGGACGCGAAAAGAGUACGGGGAAGACACCUGCAGAGAGCUCUAAAGUCCAGGUGCUGCUACACUUAAAGAUCAAUUUCUCACCUUUGGAGAACAAGUAUUAUGUGGCACCUGUAAUAGUGCCAGUUCCACGCCAGUUUACGGUGUAAAUCAGUCUUGGUCCCUAGUUGUUAAGGGCUUCAUAUACUAAUAACAACACCUUGAAGUUCGCCUGGUAGCAAAUUGGCAACCAGUGCACGUCUUUGCUGGCAAGACUCCUGUCCGCAGUCGUACCACAGCAUCCUGCACUAACAACAGCUUCUGGAUCAAGCCCAAAGGAAGCCCCACACAGAAAGCCCCAUUGCAGCAAUCCAACCUUGAAUGAAGCAAUGCAUAGACUACUGUGGCCAAGCUUUUCCGGCCCAGGAACGGCCAUAGCUUUUGCUAGUAGCAGCUAUUGAAGCUAUCUGGGCCUUCUCCAGGGACAGAGCUGAGUUCAGAAGCACUUCCAGACUGUGAGCCUGCUCCUUCAGGGAGAGUGCAACCCUGUCCAGGGUAGGCCAAAUUAUCCAGCCCGGGAGCCCCUCACCCACAACGCCUCCAUCUUUGCCAGGAUUCAAGCUCAGCUUGUUUCCCCUCAUCCAUUCUGCCACUGCAUCCAAGCACUGGCAUUUUAAAUGACGGUUACAAAUCUUUUAGUGAUCUUCUUCUUCUUUGUAAACCAUUUUGAGGUUUUCCUACUAUCUAGUAGUAUGUAAAUUUUAUGAAAUAUCAAUCAAUCAAUCAAUCAAUCAAUCAAUCAAUCAAUCACAACACCACCACCCAAAACAUGCCUUUUGCUGCAGAGUGCUUAAAACAGGAAGUGCUCUCUGCUAUUCCCCAGUCAAGUGGGAUUGCAGGGAGAGGAACAUUUUACACCUUCCCUCAAUUCUGAUGGAAAUGACCCCUCUUUCUAUUAAACUCAACAGCAUGGAGUCAAUAAUCAUGGCAAUUGCAGGGGAGUGAAGAUUUUAGCAGCUGAGAAAGGGUUGCCCACCAGGGAAAAGAUGACUAGGAGAUCAAGAGUGUGAAGUAGUUCUGAUCCUGCUCACUGCCAUUUCUGACUCAGUCUACCUGCUGGCAAAUUUCCUGUCCCUGGCCUUUCACCCCAGGUGGCAGUAAAUGUUCUCAGUUACACUAACAUGUUUGUCUGGGUGUGUGUGUGUGGCAAUGGGUUUAUACUACAGUGCCUGUUGUGGCUUUUCAGAAGUGGAUGUAAACCCUAAAUCUGUAAUGUUUUCAGUUCCCUGUUUUGAAGUGGAAGUUUCUGGCAUAUGUAAUCCUAGCGUAUGUAAUUCAGAAAUGUGUAUCAGGGUGUGAUCUUUGGCCUGACAAUAGUGUGCCCCUCUUUUCGUCUUUAAAGCACAAGAGCAUCUGCUUCCUUUCACCAGCAAAAGACUGAUAAUUCAAGGCUAGGUUGAACAGAUAUCAACAGUGGAUCUGUUUUUGAAGAACCCACUAUUUGCAAGCCAGUUGCAAUUUGGGCAACAUAAUUGGUAUUUGUUGAACAGCCAAGACUGGCAAACCUCCCUAUUCUGUAGCAAUGCAAUUUCCUCUGCUAUGUAGCCAUAGUCUUGAUGUCAAAAUACUAUCCUCUCAGUAAUGACUGCAGUAUUUGAAUUGGUAGGAGUCCACCACGCACAUGGAAACUAGACAUCAUUUGUAAAGUCUGUGUGAAGUCCUGGAACUUGGAGCCGGGCAGGCGUGAUGUAUUCAUUAUGAUGAGCAUGUCUCAAUUUAUAUUCUUCAGCGUUCCAGGUAGAUGAGAGCAGAAAGCAACAUCUAGGGCACUGCAACAUUUCUCAGAUCACAAGUGACUGCAGAUGCCAGGUCAAGUGAAUCAGAAUUCUGUAGACUUACUUAGCAUUUAUAUAGCACUUUGUACGCUUAAAAUACUUCACAUAACUUUAUCUCAUUAACCUUGACACCAACCAUGUAAGUCUGCCAGUACUGAUAUCCAGCUACUGAAUAAUAGUUUUUUUUGAAACCAGGGCUGGGGAAUCUGUGGUCCUCCAGAUGUUGCUGGAAUCUAGCUCCCCUCAUCUUAUCACAGCCAAGGUUUGGGAAUUACAGUUAUGCAAAAGGAACGGUUUGAUCAUUUAGUUGUUAAAAGCUCUGGGUGAUAUUAUUUAUAGUUUAAAACCACACUUGCACUAAUAGAAAGUGGCUUUCACCAGUCACGAAACUGGAGAGAUGUGCAGGGGGGAAAGACACGAAAGCUACCCAGAAAUUUAGCAGUAUUCAGCACGCAUUUUCUUGAUGUUUUAUGGCGAUGUUUUCCGAGGGCCCCCUAUAAUGAGCAUUAGCCUGCAUGUCAACUUUCAGGCACAAAAACGCAAUAGAUCUUGAUAUUCGAGUUAAUAAGAGAAUAAUGUGAGCCUGACAAAGCAUUUGCAUGCUCAUUAUGUCUGCUGUUUUCAGGGGGAAGCAUCAUCAUCAUCAUUAAGAAAUUGCCGAAUCGGCAAUCACAGCCCUCGGUUGAAGUUCAAUCGCUCAUGCUGUGAAUCUGUGAUCUGUCGGAGUGCGGCUGCGAGAGGAGGGGAGGAAAGAAAAAGAAAAGCUCUUAAAAUGAGCUUGAUGAGUUCUUCAGUUGUCAGGAGUAACUGAAGUAAUUAGUUGAGUAACUAAGGUCAUACCCCUAGCAUUCAGCUCUUGUAGGAACAUUUCGCCUUGUUUUCAUUUGCUUGUUUUCUAUUGUUACAUAUGGAGUAGAUAUCAAAUUAGCAAGGAAAUACGUGUGAGUGAAAGAGUGACCCUCAUUAACACAAUCAAGCUCUUUAAAAAAGAAAAAGACCAGAUGAAAGAUUAACUACUGUUCUGCAUUAAACUACCAAAAAUGUAUUGGUUCAUAGCCAUUCUGAGUUUAUAAUUACCAUGGACGGUAUGCAACAAAGUACUUCUGCUAGCACAAGGACUUUUGGCUGUGCAACAUAACUUCUUCUUCCUUUCCUCUUCCCCAAGUCCCCAAAUCGGCUCUGGAAGGUUGGAGAAAACCCCAGAACAGAUUAGCUUAAAUAGUCAAAAAGAAACCAGGAUAAAUUCUUUGAACCAAAGUGGGGCUGACAAUUUGUACAUGAAUAUGCGGCAUUUCUUACCUGUUUUAAAGGUAUAAAAUGGAUGGCCGUACUUAAAAAGGAAGAGGAAACAACGACUUUGCAAAGAGGUGUAACUGGAAGCAGCCCACUCUUGCUUUGAAGGCUGGCAUGUGUUUGUUCUCCAGGAUUUAAAAACCUGCCCCUUUUUGGAAUUCUCCAGAUUGACUCUGCUGAGUGACUAUGUUAGGGCUAGACUUCAGAGCAUAGGACACAGUCGCCUGAACCUUCCCACCACCCAAAAAAUAAAUGCCAGAGGAGACCACAGUAGUGGACCCAGAGGGGGAUUGUCAUGAAACAGAUAUAUCAGGGCAGACACCAGUUACUCCACUAUUCCUUUUCUUUAAAAUGAAGCCAGGCAGGUGCCCUGCAUAGCACAAUACCUGCUGCUAAGGCUCCAGACAUGUUUGCCAUCUUAAUUUUCCCACAGUGCCCAGAACCUGACCCUGAAGGACUCUGUAGAAAUUACGAUGGUAUGCACACCUGGAGCCUCAGCACUAGACGUUUUUAUGGUGCAGGGUACCCACCUGACUCUAUCUACCUACCUACCUAUUUAAAAGGGACCUCUUCUAGCUUUUCUUUAGCAGCUUGGGGGUGUGGAGGAGAGGCGUAAGAGUGGAAGGACCAGGCAGUGAGGAAGGAGCAUCUAGGAUGCCCAGUAUAAUGGGGUGGGGAGAGAAGGUGGCAGUGAUGAAGCAGCCAGGGUGAUGAACAGCAAAGUAAGGAUACCCACAGUGGGGAAACAGAGUCCCCUUGCCCAUAGACCUCUUAAUCUGACAGGGUCACUGACUGUUGUUUUUCAAGUAAGACGGGAUAUGACAGAGGUUUGCAUUGUGUGGAGAAAGUGAUGAGAGAGCUUGUCUGCACUUCCACUUGUCCCGCUGCUUCCCUCUGGGAAAACUCACUGUUGAACACUGAAUCGGAACAAGCACCAAUUGGUUUUUCUGCAGAUAAUGAGAUUUGUUCCCAUUCAGCAGCAAAGAACAGGUUUUCCUGGGGAAAGUGGUGGGACACAUGAAAAACUGCCUGGAACUAUUCCUAUAAAGCACAGGACAAGUGGGAAACAUAUUGGACCUGGGCUUUCUAGGCACAGGAGAAGCAGAAGUGUGGAUGAGCCCGAGAGAGAUGUUUCCUUCUUUAGUCGAAAUACUAGAACUCAUGAUCAUCUAGUGAUCACGAAAGACAAAACGAAGUGCUUUUUUCACAUAGCUCAUAGGUAAGCUAUACCAUUCUCUCCCAUGUAUGGUGAAGGUCACCAGCUUGUUGUGGUUUGAAAAAGGAUUUGAACAUUCCUGGAGGAUUUGAAGCUAUCAGUGCUUAAUUUCUCCAGUACCAGAGGCAGCACACCUCUGAAUACCAGGAGAGAGAGAGAGAGAGAGAGAGAGAGAGAGAGAGAGAGCCCUGCUGUGCUUGGAUUCUGCUUGAAGGUUUCCCAUAGGCAUUUGGCUGGCUACUGUAAAGGCAGGAUGCUGUCUUUGGACUAAUCCAGAAAGUAACUUUUUAUGCCCCUUUGUUAGAGACAGAAUGCUAAGACGAGAGCGUGGCUGCUUUUAGUCAGUGGGCGGUCUCAUCUGAGUUAAUAAUGUGAAUGUUUGAAAACUUAUAAAAUUGAAACAAGAGAUCAGACCAAAGAAAUAAUUUUAUAAUUCCUGUAUAGCAGUACGGCUUCAAACAUUCGGGUCUGCAAAGAAAGAUUCAAGCAGUUAUGGUUCUUUUCAGCCAUGUGAAUCAAAGCUAUUUUUCUUUUCGGUGGAAAAUAGACUCCUCUUAGUAUUCAGUGUUGCUGUAUAUUAUAGGAAAUUGUAUUAAUCACUUUCCACUGUGAACAACCAAAUCAAAUUUGUGCAACCUGAUUCUUUCUCUCUGCUUGAUGCUGGGUAGGGUGCUUUUGUUUCUCUGGGUAGCUGAACGAAUGAAUGAAAAUUGGACAUAAUAACCAGAAAAAAGCUAACUAUUUGUCUAGGGUAUGGCUUAAUUAAUUAUUUGAUGAUGCAGCUUAGAAGGAUUGGCAUCUUAGCAUUAAAGGGCACCAGGGAUGGAUAAUGGAAUAUAAUCUUCAAAAAUUUUAAUGGAGGUGUGAUAUGAUCUCUUUGUAAGAACGGCUUAAUGAAAUUUUUAUAAACCCAGCUGUCCCUGCCUAGAACCAAAGAGGAAUUUUGCCAUUGUCUUGAGUUCCCUUUGGAGCAAAUAUUAUCUUCAUUUACAUUUAGUAGCUGCAUAAUAGUAAACUAUACAUAUAUAAAUGAAAGCAGAACACAACCCUGCAUUCUUUGUUGUUCUGUUCUCAGAACUUCAUGUAUAUAUUUUUAGAGCUGAAAGAAAGCUGCUUUAUCAUCUUACUCAGCACCACAACAUCCCUAUUUAUAGCAAAGAAUACCUUACUAAAGCUAUAAUGUUUGGUAUUCGCAGCACUGAAAUGAUCUGGAGCAGGUGCCUUAAGUUCGAACUUCUUCCUGUUGUUAUUUAGUCAUUUAGUCGUUUAGCCGUGUCUGACUCUUUGUGACCCCAUGGACCAGAGCACGCCAGGCACGCCUGUCUUCCACUGCCUCCCACAGUUUGGUCAAACUCAUGUUGGUAACUUCGAGAACACUGUCCAACCACCUCGUCCUCUGUCGUCCCCUUCUCCUUGUGCCCUCAAUCUUUCCCAGCAUCAGGGUCUUUUCCAGGGAGUCUUCUCUUCUCAUGUGGUGGCCAAAGUAUUGGAGUCUCAGCUUCAGGAUCUGUCCUUCCAGUGAGCACUUGGGGCUGAUUUCCUUCAGAAUGGAUAGGUUUGAUCUUUUUGCAGUCCAUGGGACUCUCAAGAGUCUCCUCCAGAACCACAAUUCAAAAGCAUUGAUUCUUCGGUGACCAGCCUUCACUUCUUACAAACAUGCAAAGAGAGAUACAAUGUCAUUGGAAAACAGCUGAGAGAGAAUGUCACUUUAGGCUUAGGUGGGAAAAACCUGAUUUUUUUUAAGGCUCUGAUAUACAACUACUGAAAACUAAUGGAUAAUCAUGGCAUAGAAUUAGAGAAUCCUAGAGUUGGAAGGAACCCCAAGAGUCAUCUAGGGCAAUCCUCUGCAAUGUAAGAAUCACAGAUAAAGAAUCCCUGACAAAUGGUCCCCCACCUCUGUUCAAAAACCUCCAAUGAAGGAGAUGUAGACUCUUGCACUGUCAAACAGCUCUUACUAUCAGAAAGUUCUUCCUUAUGUUUAGCUGGAAUCUCCUUUCCUGUAAUUUGAAUCCAUUGGUUCAGGUUCUACCCUCUGGAGCAGCAGAAAACAAGCUUGCCACCAUUCAUUGCAACAGCCCUUCACACAUUUGAAGAUAGCUAUCAUAUCACCUCUCAGUCUUAUCUUUUCCAGGUUAAUGUGCAUUUAUUUCCUAAUGCUAUGUUAAUUAAGCAGGCUUAGUUAAACAGAUCUGUGGAUAUAUUUCUGCUAGAAGAGAAGGGUAAUAUCUAUAUCUAGCUCCAAAAAUUGUGACAGCCAUUCCUAAAUUCAACCAUGCUUUCACAAAUCGAAGACUUGUUCUCCUGAACCUUGGAAGGGUUUUGGUCAUGGAUAUAUUGAACAAGCAGUGUGUAUUGUCUGUUUCUGAGCCGAAACAUUUGCAGUUUCACCACAUUUAAGCCUUUCAUGGCACACCAAAACACACAGACCCAAGAAUGGUUAUUUGUGUAUCAUUGUGUUUCUAUAAAAUCAAUGAUGUGAGACACAUGUGUGAACAUCCAGCACCAUGAGUGAAAGCAAUCAAUUGACAACAUUGAGGGCAUUUACACACAUCCCUAGCUGGCUGAAAUGUGAAUCACUGGAAGGUUUUCGUCAAAACUAGGGAGAUGGAGCUCAUAGAGCUAGACUUUGAUGUGUAAAUAUAGGACUCUUCAGCCUGUCCCUACCCCAGCCAGUGCCAGAAGAGAACACAGAGGGGGCAGAAGAUGAAGGGAAGCAGUGCAGAACAGAUCAGGGUGUCAGUAUCUAGCUUGGGCUGAUUUUGGUCGAACUGCAAGAUUCUUUUUCUAAAAAUAAAAAUUGGUCAGACAAGAGCAAAGCAACCAGUUGGCAUGGGAGUAGAUGGAAGAUCAGCCUCGGUGGUGAGUGCUGGUGGUUGGGGAGUGGCCAGGGCAAGGGACCCCCAGGGCCAUGAUGACUAAAUGUAAUGUAUGAAACUCAAUAGCAGUUUCUGACCAAUGAAUGAUUUGUUUUCUAAAUAAAUGUACCUCUCUGUUUCCCCAUGAUAUUGAUUCUACCAAGAUACUGAAUAGAUCCUUUUGUCCACAAGAUUUAUUUGUUUGUUUCUGAGAGUUUACAGUACUCCAUUAACUUGCCCAACAUGGUACAUACAAACACUCCUCAUCCUACUUUCAACGUUGCCUCAACAGGACUUCUUGACACUCAAAUGUUGGACUUUUCAUUGUCACUAAUGAAAAUACUGGUCAAAUUAAUGAUCUCCUCCUAACCUCAAAAAACAUUUUUGACUGACUGCUUUUCAUAAUUGAGAUGACCACUGAUGACAGACCAGGUGCAAACUUUGUCAUGAAAAUCUUAUCUUUGCUUUUGCUUUUUAUUUUGUUUGUUCAGCUCCUUUAUAACAUGUUUACAGAUUCUGACAGGUAACUCAAUGGUGAAAUACUCAAAUCUGUAUUUAUGGCACAUUAUUUCAGGCAUACAUUUGCUGUUGAAAAACAUCCCAGCACAUUUUAAAUUCUCUUUGAAAAAAAUGUUUUGUAUUAGAGGUGUCAGUUUGGCGGAUUUUCUUAAUAGCAUAAUUAGAAGGUGCAUUUAAAAAGAUCCAUCCUCUCUUCUCCUCACAACCCACGAGUUACUCUGUUAAUGUAUUGUUCAGGUUCAAAUCAGGAAACUUAUAUCUUGAUCCAGAAGCCUCCCAUUUUUUACAGCCAAUCACAAACAGACCCUUCCCCAGAAGGCCCCAGAACAGCAACCACCAAUCAUGGCAGCGACAGCCAAUCAACAGCAGUGGUUGCUGCAGAAGCCAAUCACCAACCCAAUUAGAGAAGCAGCAGCCAAUCCAAAGCAGCCCUUCUAGCAGCCAACAAUUGUCGCUGACAAGCUCCUGCUUGCAGCUGCAGCCAGUCACCCGUCCACCCCAUUCACUAUCCUUGUAUAAGACGAGGCACGUUUUUGAACACAAUUUUGGAGCAAAAAAACAUAGUCUUAUACAUGGAAAAGUAUGGUAUAUGGUUUACCAUCUUUCAGAGCAAAGCCCUCCCCAGGCUGCAUAAAACAUAUAGCAGGAGCAUGCAUACAGGAACAGCGUACUUCCAGAUGAUUUACAAUGCAGUAGAAUUCACUUGCAGUGCUUCCAACCCAGAUAAAAUAUCUUCCAUUUAUCCAUCCAUUCUACUGCGUCUAUCCACAAAGCUGUUGCCAGCACUUACCCUUCGUCUACUCAGGGCUCACCUCCCUCCUUGAAUCGUCAGAUGCCUUACUUAGUCCAUGAAAUUUUGUUUGAACAAUAAAAAAAAUUGUUCCAGAAGAAUAAUGUCUCGACCAUGAUACAAUAUAUAUAUUAGAAACAGUUGUUUAAACAAAGUGAAAUCAUUUUAAUUAACCUGCAAUUAAUUAAAACAGGAUUAGAUUAAUGUUACCAUUAUAAACACAUACCCUGAUACUUGCAACUUUGUUGGACAGUGUCCUAGAACUUAUCAUUAAAAUGUAUACCUUACCAAAUUUAAUUAAAAUGAGCACUUGCUUAUAUUGUUUUUGUUGGAGGCAUCAUGGUUUUUUUUUUAAUGUGCGUGUAUUUGUAGAAACAGGGCCAUAAGAUGCAGCUCAAACAACUGACAAGGUGGUUUUUCCUUGUUAGCAGCUAAAUUAGGUCUCAUGAGAUCACCCAAAUGAACUCACUAUUCAUGACCCGGUGUCAGGUGACACAUUCAGCAGAUUCUGAAAUCCUCUUGACAUUGUUCCCCUGGGCGUAACUUCCUAAGCAGCAACAUGAACAUGGCUAUUAUGUUUUGUGUAUACUAUCACAAUGGCUGUGAAGGCAAGAUUCCACACAUUAACGCCUUGUUUUUCUUUUGGGUUUGAUAUGCAAAGCUCUAGUUAUGUCUGAGCACAUCUGCUUCCUAACUGUGAAACUUAAACUUCUAGAUGGUACCAACUUUACUGUAGAAUCUGAAUGCCCAUGAAAAUUUACAUUUUUUAUUUCUUGUAUGUGCCUUCCUUCAUUUUAUAACCUGCCCACAUGCCUAUUGCAUGGGGGCAUAUUGAUACCUGUAUUAGUCCAGAAGGGAUUAACAAAAUAGAGUUAAUGCUAAUGGAGUUGCCCUAUUGACAAAUUUAAAAAGCUUAAUCCUAACAUGGAGUUGCAUCUUGAUAAUGCUCAUAUGUUGCAUGAGAAGGGCUGUAGCAUCUAGCUUUGCCCUUGUAGCAAGAAACUAAAACAGUGACACCCCCCCCCCCGAAUAUUCUCCUUGUCAAUGGUAGUUGCUGAGUAGGGCAGCGAUACAUAUAACACUUGAUGACAAUGUGUCCCAUGGUGACAUCUUAUAGGUUAUAUUUCCAUAUUGAUGCCAGCUAGAGUGGGUAAUGGGUAAAGGUAAAUGCACCCCUGACCGUUAGGUCCAGUCGCAGAUGACUCUAGGGUUGCGGCGCUCAUCUCGCUUUAUUGGCCGAGGGAGCCGGCAUACAGCUUCUGGGUCAUGUAGCCACCAUGACUAAGCCGCUUCUGGCAAACCAGAGCAGCACAUGAAAACGCCGUUUACCUUCCCGCCAGACUGGUAUCUAUUUAUCUACUUGCGUUUUGACAUGCUUUCGAACUGCUAGGUUGGCAGGAGAAGGGACUGAGAAACGGGAGCUCACCCCGUCGCGGGGAUUUGAACCGCUGACCUUCUGAUUGGCAAGGCUCUGUGGUUUAUAUAUGUAAUGCAAAUUGAAGAACGGGGGUGGGGUGGGCAUUCAUGAGGCACAAUUCUGGCUCCUAAUGUAUUCAUUUCAGUUUACUUUGCAUGGGGUAUUGUUGUUGUCCUCGGAAAGGAACGAUGGCAGCUUGUAUUUUUCACAACCGAGAGAGCGCAACAAAGCCCUCCAAAGUCAGUUGAAUGAUUCUUACCCCUGCCCUGCAAAAGGGAAGUGAUGUUUCAAUAAUUUUAUGGAAAGCAGAAUCCCCCAGUGAAGGGUGUGGGAGGACAAGGAUGAUGCAUGUUUACCCUGCUUUUAUUUUGUAGCUUGGCAUUCAGAGGAUCCCUUCUUUAGGAGCCCCGGAAAGAAUGUCAAAAGGCUGAUUCUGCUUCCCUUGAGAUAAGUGUGAACUAUUUUCGACAGCCAAAACUAGAGCAACAGCUUGAAGAAGCAACGACUUAAGCUACUCAAGAGAACUUUGAAUAUAAAUGAAUGUGACACACUUUUUAAUGUCAAUUGGAAGGGGAGUUGUUUUCACAGCAUAUUGUUCUUGCUUUGGAAUGCCAGGAUAAAUUAAUGACAUUAAAUUCCAAAUCUUUGAACCUGACAGAGAUAAAGAAACAAAUGGUUAGGGAAUGAAAACAGGACUUACAAAAGCUUUCAAAUAUCUGCACUGGGGUGGUCUGGCCCAGGAAAGCCAGAUACAUCGUUUUGCAACUGGUUUCCCCUCCCACCACUCAUCAAAUGCGAAGCUGCAUUGUUGAGUGGCUUGAGUGAGGAGGAAAUGUGUGUGUAACUCAUUUUCUUGCCAGGUAUUAUCUACUCAAAAGCACCUGCCACCUGCUAUUCUCUCUAGGUUGUUUUUUUAAAUGUUUUCUCCUGCACCAGUGGUGGGGCACUUUUGAGCUGACAUGGAAAUGGUUAAACAUGCCCCCUUCUUCUCAGCAGUCACUUCCACUACAGGUUUUCCGCUAAACCCCAAACUACUUAUAGUUGUUUUGCCUUAAAAAAGCAAAGCAUUGGAGAAAUAAUAAAAAUAAAAAUAUCACACAGCAGUUGCUAGAUGUAAUGUGCUGGCCCUCAGAAGUGGCUAUUACCAGAUUGUCCUGAGAAAAGUAUACUUGUGCUUCAGACCUUAUACAGUCAUACCUCAUGUUACAUUUGCUUCAUGUUACGUUCUUUCAGGUUACGUCCCGCGGAGACCCGGAAGUACCGGAAAGGGUUACUUCCGGGUUUCACCGCUCACGCAUGCGCAGAAGCGCAAAAUGACACCACGCACAUGUGCAGAAGCAGUGAAUUGCAACCCGUGCAUGCGCAGACGCGCUGCUGCAGGUUGCACUCUUUUCAUGUUGCGAACGGGCCUCCUGAACGGAUCCCGUUUGCAACCAGAGGUACCACUGUACAUAUUUAAAGCAUGUGGGGCAGAGCAAGCUUAAAUAGCCUGUCACCACUUCUCCCCAUUGGGCAAAAUCGUCCUCAGGUCAUCACAUUCUCCUCUAAGGAGAUACCAUCUCUCCUCUUCCUGCAGGGGUGGAGGGGUAUGGCAACUUUGUCUCUCCAAAAUGGUGAGAAUGGCAUUAUACUGAGUCAGAGAGCAGGUUCAGCUAGCUCCUGGGUUUCAGACAAGGGACAUUCUCACCUGGAGAUGCCAGGGGCUGAACCUGGGGACUUUGGCAUACAAAACAGAUGCUCUACCGCUGAGCUACAGCCCUUCCCUUUUUGUUAAAAAGCCCAAGUCACCGGGCUGGUUUAAACAGCAUGCUCAAAGUCAUUGAGGUUGAGGGAAAUGACUGUUUGGCCAUGUUGAAUGGAGAGUUGUAUCCACUGCAUUGUGAUUUUGCAUCCUUUCAUAGGCUGAAUGAUCUUGAUCUUGUAAUAAGGAACAUUAUUGACUUUACACAGUGUUUGUUUGUUUGUUAAAAGAAGGUUGUACCAAGGGGCAGGCAGAAGAUUGAUCCGAGCUUCACUGGGAGAUCUCUGGCAGGUUUGCAGUACAUCCAUGAGGGUUUCUGACACUGAAUUGUAUAAGAAUGACAACAACAAAAUGGCUUUCCCCCACCUAAAUUAAGUUGCUGAAAGUAAGAAAGCUAGCAAAGUGUGGACUUAUGUGUGAAGGAACUGUGCACUCAGUUCAGUUCUGGUACUGGAAACAAAUUCAUAAUGUGCUCAGAGGCACCCUGUUGUUUAAUUUUAAGUAUAGUUUGUGGUUAGUUUCUUUAAGAGACAUGUCUCUAGUAUGUAAUAGAAACCCCUCUCUCCUCUCUGGCUGUUGCUCCCUCUGUAGCUGAGUGGGAAUUCAUUGGAACUUUAGUCUUACCUAUGUAGCAAGUCCUAACUGCUAUGCUGUUCUGUUGUCCAUAAAGAACUGCUGCUGAACUUCUCCAGCUUCCUAGCAUUAGGGCAGACUCAUUGCAAGGUUUCUUCACAUGGUGAGUACCCUUUCCCAAAGCCAUGCGAUACUACACACUUGGGAAUCAGCCUCCAAAUUAUAUAAUAUAUAUUUUGAUUGUUUAGAAGCUGCAGAAGCUAUCCCAAACAGGCACCGGUCAUUCCUAACAGAAGUUGCACUGGAAGAUUGUUGAUUUAAAGCAGAGUCUUGUGCCCAGCGGAAGGAUGAGGAAUACGUGCUACAUACUCUAUAUUGCUUUAUUUACAGUUCAAAGCUGGUAUAUUACAGAAAGACAUCUUGCCUCUGCAGGAGCAGAAAAUGCAUCCUCUCUCCUCGACAGCUCGGAGAGAAUCACACAGUGAAAAACAGGAAACCAGUGUACGUCACAUCCAGUCUCCCUUCCCGUGAGAAACUCCAACAGUACAGACUGUGGAAUGUAAACACCUGUCUCGUGACAAGCAGAGCUGCACAGGGAAAGAAAGCAGAAACCAACAUCCUCCCCUUUCUGUGAACAUCACUGGGCAGCGUGUUUGCACAAUAUCAGUACAAACCCAACUUCUGCACAUAGGUACAGUGUUGAUCCCUUGAUACAAUCUUGGACAAUACAUCAGCAGGAAUUUCAUUACCUGGCAUAUAGGACACUGUUACGAGUCCUUUCUGAAUACAUUCCCUAGCAUGCUGCAACUUUAAUUGCAAGUGCUUUGUGCUUUGCUUACAACCUUCAGACUUCAGCAAAGCCAAACAUGCUUUGUUGUCCUGGUAAACCUGGAUUGGACAUUUGACAGGAAUUUUCAUAUCUUUGCACAAUUGUACUAACCAUUCACAAUCCUUAAGUGAAUAAGACAGUGCAUUCAGUUCAGCUUCACAAGUACUUAAGCUAACUGUUGUUUGCUUCUUGCAUGACCAAUCAAACAGACUCUGAUUGUACAUGUAGCAAACUCCAGACGUACUUUUCCUGUCUGUAGUGUCACUUCCAAAACUUGCAUCUGCAAAUAUCUCAAGACCACCAGACUUCUGAUUGUUAAAUCUCAGUCUGUAAUGCAUAGUGCCUUUCAAAUACCGCGCUAUGCGUUUCAGAGCUUUCCAAUCCUUGACACUAGGAUUGUUGACUUGUCUGCUUAGCAAAUUACAGCUAACAGCAAUGUCUGGUCUUGAACAUCUGGCAAUGAAGUUUAGCUUGCCUAGCACACUCCUGUACAGUGUAGUGUCAGAAAAUGCUUCUUCAGUGUCAUCUACCUGAUAACCUGUUGUCAUCGGUGUGUUUACAGGGUUAGCAUCCAUCAGAUUUAGUUUGCUUAACACAUCAGCAAUUUUCCGUGACUGGUGUACUAGAAUGUUACCAUCUUGAUCUCUCUAUUUCCAGAGAUAGGUAGUUGUUUACCUCACCAAGAUCUUUCAUGUCAAAGUGCUCUUUCAGUUGAGCUAGGGCGCUAUUGUACAUUGCAACAUCUUUCCAAAAGAAUAAUAAAUCAUCAACAUAAAACAAACAGUACAGUUUCUUUGCCCCUCCUCUUUGACAAAUACACAUGGAUCAGCUUUCCCUUGCUGAAAACCUAGAGAAAACAAUACUUCAGUGAGUUUUGUGUGCCAACACCGUGCACUUUGUUUGAGACCAUAAAGGGAUUUCUUCAGAGCACAAACAAAUCCCUGUUUUACCUGUACGCCAUCAGGUGGAAGCAUAUAAAGUGAUUCAUCUAGAGAUUCGUACAGAAAAGCUGUAUUAAUAUCAUGGUGACUAAUGUGUAGAUUUUCCUCUGCAGCUAGCUUGAGCAUAAGCCUAAUGCUUUCAUAUCUCACUGUGGGUGAAUAGGUCUCGUGAUAGUCUUGACCUGGUACCUGUGCAAAACCUCUGGCUACCAAUCUGGCUUUGUGUCUGACUAUCUUGCCAUUUUGAUCUGUCUUCGCUUUGAAGACCCAUUUGCUUCCAAGCAGUUUCAUUCCUGGAACUACUGGAACUAGCUCCCAUGUUUUGUUCCUUUCUAAGGAAUCAAGCUCAGCCUUCAUGGCAUUUAACCAUGGCUCAGCUUCCUUUGAAUCCAAACCCUGGAUUUCUUGGAAACUUGAAGGUUCAAAUACCUUCUUGGAGCUUUUAACAGCUGUUACUGCUAUCGUAGCAAACUCAUCAGCAAAUCUCUUUGGAGGUUUGCCUUUUGUGGCUCUCUGUGACCUACGAAUUAGCCUUAAGUCUUCAACACUCUCCUCUUCCUUCUUAGGAGAAAAACGACCUAUUGUGAACAAUGGUUCCUCCAAUUCUUGAUCAGAGCUUUCAGAGGGUCGCAUAGAGGCUUUCGCACUCUUGAAAUCCUCUGAAUCACCCGAUUCAGUUUCAGACUCAGAACCUUCAUCAGUGGGUGUGGGCUGUUGUGGUUGCUUUUGACUAUCCUCAGUCUCAUCACCGUCAUCAGGAUAACAUUGGAAAAUUCCCACAUUCUCCCCCCACUUUGCAUUGUACUCAACACUUCUCGUGAGCUUAAUUGUCUUAGAGUCAGUCAUCAUUAUUCUGUAAGACCCUUUCUGAUAACCUAGAAAGAUACCAUGCAAUCCACGCUUGUCUAACUUGGAGUUUUGUGGUGAGCGAACCCACAUGUCAGAACCAAAAUCUUCAUGUGUUUGAUGUAUGGCUUCUUGCCAAACAUCUUCUCAUAGGGGGUACAACCAAUCGCUGAAGAUAACCUGCGAUUGUAACUGUAAACAAAACACGAGAGAGAUUCGGCCCAAUAACUCUCUGGAAGAUUGGCAUCAUGCAGCAAGGUUUUUAAUCCUUGAAGCAAUGUUUGAUUUGCCUGUUCCGCAAGUCCAUUCUGCCAUGGCGAGCGAGGACUAGACAAAUCGUGUUGAAUUCCUUUCUCAGUCAGAAAAGCUUCAAACUGCUGAGAAGUGAAUUCCCCGCGAUCACUGAAAAGAGUCUUUAUCUUCUUACCAUGCACAUUUUCUAACCAAGCACAGAAUUCCUUGAACCUAGGAAAAGCCUCCGAUUUCUGCUUGAGAUUGUACACAAAAAUAUAUCUAGAAAAUGCAUCAAUGAGAACCAUGAAGUAUCUAUUUCCACCCAAAGAGGGCGCUAGUGGUCCAACCAAAUCAGCAUGAACAACCUGGUAUGGUUCUGUAGCUUUCCUACUAGACACCUUACCUUCGCAGCCAUUUUCACCUUGUUUGCUGCGCAUGCUUUGCACUUCAUGUGGUACCUGCAGGGUUUAAUAGUCAUACCUUCAACCAAGGCAGGCAUUUUAGAUACUGCCUCAAAAUGCAAAUGACCAAAUUUUCGAUGAAAAUCGUGAAUACAUUCUGCAUGCAAACUUUUGUUAGAACCUGCAAUGCAACAAGUGUCAUCCUGCACCACAUCAUCAUAAUACAAAACAAACAAACGAUCAACAUAUUCUGCAUGCAAUACAUAAUCAUUUUUCUUUGUGAUGAUGCACUUCUUGUUCUUGAAGGAAACGUCAAUGUUCCGCUCAUUCAGCUGUCCAACGCUGAGCAGAUUAUGUUUGGCGUCUGGCACGUAAAGCACAUUCUGUAUCGAUAAGUCCAAACUGUGAAGAACAACAGUUCCGUAGCCUUUACUGGGAAUAGUGUGGUCAUCCGCCUGGUGAAUCGCACCUUCCUGCGGUGUAAAAGACACAAACAGUUUCUUAUCGUUGCACAUGUGGUGGGUGGCCGCUGAAUCAACAACGAAGAAAGAUCUAGACGUCUUCUGGACCUCUGCAACCUUUGGAGUGAAGCGUGAAACCAUAGCCUUGUGCUGCGUUGUCCUAGACACCGGACCUUUGCCUUUGCCUCGGCCUUUUCCGCGCGAUGAGCUUUCGCUGCGCUGCUCUGUCUUGGCCCUGGGAUGUCUGCAUUCCCUCUUCAUAUGGCCUAGACGUCCACACGAGUAGCAUUUCACUGCCUUCAAAGCUUUGGCGCCAUCUGGUGGUUCCACUGCACUAUGGGAUGACGUCUGUGAAGACUCCCUUGCCCAUGCAGCUAGCACCCGGCGAUCUGCUUCAUUUAAAAUCACGGCAGUAACAAAGUCCACUGUCAGCUGAGCAGUUGGUUGCACAGCAAUCUGGGUUGCAACAGACUCCCAACCUGAACCCAAAGAUUGUAGUAUCAUGAAAGAAUACACAGCCUCUGGAAAGUUGAGUCCUCUCUGUUGCAGCUCAUGUCUCAGAUUUUGCAUCUGCAUCAGAUGUAAACGCACAUCUCCACCUUCAGCAAGAGCCAUAUUAUGCAGCUUGUUAAAGUAAAACAUGGUGGAUCCAGCUUCUGUCCUUAAGUGAGCCUCUCUCAAAGCGUCCCAAAUUUCUCUGGCUGAGGUCUUAUCACGCAAUAGACAGAGCUCUUCUGGGGAUACUAUCAAUGUAAGAGUUCCCUUGCUUUGGAAUCCUUAGCUUCCCAUGCAUCUGUAACUGGAACUGGGGGUUUCCUGUAAACACCUCAAAAAAACACUCUUUCAGCAGAAUUUCCUCUGCAUACUGAACCCAGUCGCUGUAAUUUUUCUUGUUGAGCUUAGGAAUCCCACAAGCAUCCUGAAGGGCCAUCAUGACUCUGGCAUUAGCCUUCAGCGUCAUAUAUAUGCUGCUUUAAUUCUUGCUGCGUCACUGCUGCAGCUGCCUUAUUACAAAGGCGCACUUAAAAGUUACUUCCGAUUUCCCCAGCAUAGUGACUUGUGCCUGGGAGCCUUUUGCCUAUUCCCGGCAAAACCGGCUUUAAAAGUUCAAAGUCCAGCCAUAAAGCCAUUAACUUGAAGCUGGCAGGCUGCCCGGAGCAGUAGCACAUACCUCAUCAAUCACUUCUACGCGCAGAGCAGAUUCCUUUCCGAUCCGUCCCUCUGCAUUCCGAUCCUUUGCCGGCACUCCGAUUCGACCUCUGGAGCCCAUAACCACGUGUUGAUUUAAAGCAGAGUCUUGUGCCCAGCGGAAGGAUGAGGAAUACGUGCUACAUACUCUAUAUUGCUUUAUUUACAGUUCAAAGCUGGUAUAUUACAGAAAGACAUCUUGCCUCUGCAGGAGCAGAGGAUGCAUCCUCUCUCCUCGACAGCUCGGAGAGAAUCACACAGUGAAAAACAGGAAACCAGUGUACGUCACAUCCAGUCUCCCUUUCCCGUGAGAAACUCCAACAGUACAGACUGUGGAAUGUAAACACCUGUCUCGUGACAAGCAGAGCUGCACAGUGAAAGAAAGCAGAAACCAACAAAGAUUACCUGAGAAAUGAUGUUAGGCAUUGUUCUUCACUUUAGCUGAGGCACUACAAAUACUUGUGCAGCAAUAGCUAAUGCCAGUAUAUAAGUUUUAGCUACCUGGAGGAAAUUCUGCUGAAGAAGCAUAAUGGAAACUCCCUUUCCCUUUCUUUUCCCUUUCCUAUUAUUUUACCAAGUCUUGCUAUAAAAAUAACAUUAAAAAAAAGAUCAAAAUAAGUUUGAAUGAUUACCCUCGCCCACUUCUGCUACAAUACAAAAAACAAAACAAAAACAACUCACUCCAUUUCUACCAAAUACAAAGUCCAUUGACAGUGUCUGUCUAUCCCAGUUAUUCAUUUUUAAAUAUGGUUCAUUUCAUACCAGAGUCCCUUCGCUCUUCUGCGACACUGCUUUUCUGAAGUUAGUUGGAAGCACAAUGAAAGCAGAGGUUACACAGGAAACUUUUAAUUAAUGGAGGCUGGGAUCCAACAGCCAUGCUUGAGGGUGAGGCUGGGAUCAAAGGAUGCAUGGCCUCUUUCUUAUGCUUUCCUCACUGAGCUGCCUUCCAAGGCUGGGCUCAGUCUAGCCUUGCAAAGCGGCUCAGGAUUGGUGUUGCGCUGGUGGCAUUGGUGGUGAGGGCUGGGCUGGCACAUGGCAGACUCUGUUUGCCCUCCACAGCCCGUGCCCUGCCUCCCCGGUGCACAAGCGCCCAAGGCAGCAUGAGAACACACAACACCACUGCCAAACACUCCAUGAGAAUGUGGCCUGUGAGUUGAUCGUGUGUCUUAGUUGCGUCAACAGAAUUUUAUGGGCAAUUUUUAUUCUGCUCAUGUUACAGUUUCCAGUGUGUUUAUCUUUUAUUUUUUUCUUCCUUAUAAUUUCCUUUCAAGAAUUUUAAUUACUUUUGCAUAAUGAGAGUUUGGAAAGUUCUGCUGAGAGUUACACAUGACUCUAAAACAGAUUAUAGAUAAAAAAAGAGGUAUGUACAUAGACAAAUCCACAUGCUUCAAUGUCAGUGUGAAAAGUAAUCAUUCUGGCUUUGUUUAUAUAAGAAUGUAAGAAGACAUACCUCCCGACAUUUCUCCGAAGAAAAUAAUGAUAAUUUUACUAUUUAUACCUCACACAUCUUACUGUGUAACCUCGGCCAUUCUGGGCGCCUUCCAACAUACAUAAAAACAUAAUUUAACAUUAAAAAACUUCCCUAUACAGGAUUGCCUUUGGAUGGCCCAGGGGUCAGAUAACUCCAUACCCUCCAACAUUUCUCCAGUGAAAAUAGGGGCACCCUAAGGAAAAGUGGGACAUUCCGGGAUCAAAUAAAAACCAGGAUGACUUCUCUAAAUCAGGGACAUCCCUAGAAAAUAGGGACACUUGGAGGGUCUGAGAAGAAGCUGCUGGAGCAGGCCUGUGGCCUAUUUAGUCCAUCAUCCUGUUCUCACAGUAGCCAACUGAACGCCUGUAUUAUAAAAUACAAGAAAACAACGCCACACUUGCUCAGUGUUCUGUUUUUUGGUUGCUGUUUUUUGUUUUUUUUAACAAAUGAACUCUUCCAAAGUGUGUGUUAGCAAAAGCCCUGUGCAAAGUUGAGGGAGAAUGGAGAGAAAUGCAGUGCUGUUACGAAAUGAGUUGUGUUUGGGGAAUCACAAAAGAAGCCUAAACACCUUUUAUGGUAGUAAUUUGCAGAAAAUGGUUGAACGAAAGAAUGUUAUGAAAACAUGCUCUAUUUCAUUUGUUUUAUUUAGAAACCAAGUUUGUGUUUUAAGUGAUUUUAUUUACAAGUGAAUAUUGUCAAGUUCUGAUUACUGUGGUACCUUGGUUUACGAAUUUAAUCCAUUCCGGAAGUCCGUUCUUAAACCAAAGCAUUCUUAAACCAAGGUGUGCUUUCCCAUAGCAGUGGGGGACUCAAUUUACAAAUUGAACACACUCAACAGGAAGCGAAACAUGUUCUCAUUCCAAGGCAAAGUUCACAAACCAAAACACCUACUUCUGGAUUUGCAGCGUUCUUAAUCCAAGUUGUUCAUAAACUAAACUGUUCUUAAACCAAGGUACCACUGUAGUUCACUCUGUUAAUGAAUGACUAUUAUUCAGGAUUACUCCUGGAUGUAUAUGAGAUACAGAGUGAGUGAGUGGGUAAGAGACAGACAGACAAAGAGAGAGACUGGGCACAUUUUUCAGAUUUAAAUAUUUCACAACCUAUGGCGUAUUGAUUAGUUUUCUCCACAAUAUGACAGUAUGGAAAUUUUCUCUUCAUGAUUAUGCAAACCACCAAAAUACCCAUAAUUAAUUUAACACUUCCAGAUUUUUACUGCAAUCCACAUGCCUUUCAAUAUGCAAAUACUACAGGCAUUUAAGAUUCUAAUGUGAAAAGCAAUGAUUAAACCACUGCCACAUGCAUUCCUGCUAGCCAUGUUAGGUAAAAUUGAGGACUGCCUCUAAUGUUAUGUUGAAAAUACACGGUUGUACUCUUGGGAGAGGCAGUCAUAUUUAUGACAAUGUAAUGUCUGACUGAUAAUAGAAUAGAUUGUAGAUAAUAGUAGAGUAGAUUGCAGAGUAACUCUGGAGGUCUUGUGUGUCCUCUCCAAAAGAAGUGUGCAUUAUUGUUCAAGCAUGACAUUGCCACAGACGUUUAGGAAUAUGAGACACUUGAGAAUAAUCUUUUGUAAGUAAUGUUUAAAGGCACUGGUAAAUGUAUUGGAAUAAAGUAAACAUUAGAAAACUACUGUGGCUGAUUUUCAACAAGUAGCAGUAGCAUACUACUCAAGAGAGUUUUUUAACACUCCUACACAUUUUCAGCUUUAGUUUGUCAGUGUAGACGGCCACUUAAGCUCAAACAGUGUGUGCUUCAUGAACUAUUUCAUCCAUGGCUCUGUAAAAUGUCAUGAGAUUCUGGACAACUUAUAUCUGUUUUGCUACUAUAUUCAUUUGGGGAAAGGUUUUCUUUAUGUUAAGAUGGUAAAUUCCAGUCACAAAGAUGUGCGUAUCAUAAUAUUUUGUAAGCAGUUAAUUAGUUAUUGCAGCCAACAGAUCUUUGGACCAUGUCUCGGCACUAUUAAUACCAUAGGUAUCAACAUUAUAUUUAUUGUAAUUUGGAACUGAUGUAGAAUAUAUUGUAUAGAAGAGAUAAGCAAAGUUUCUACUCAUUUGAAGGGAAUGUUGCUUGCAGGGAGCAGCAUAUCCAUUUGGCUAUUAAGCUGCAGUCACAUUGGGACUGGCCUAAGCAACACCUCCACUCAAUGAUAACAGAAUUAACUUGUGAGUUACAAACUGAAUGAUCCUUCCUGUUGCAGUUCCCACAGUAUCCAGUUGCUGAUGGGAGACUCUUUGAUCCAAUGGAGCGAUCUGUCAGUGGAACAGGGUUCAAGAAGGCCUUUAGUGAGUGAGUCUCCCUCCUACACUAUGCCCACCUGCUCUGGAGGUGAUGGGGGAAGGAGUUGCUAAAGGUUCCCUCACUCCUCCUUUCACUAACAGAAGGCUCUGCUGGAUCAAAGAGCUUUCCAUCAGAGGGUGGGACACCAAUUGGAUAACCCAGCAAAUCUUAACUACAUCUGAAUGUAUAUGUUUCUAUUUGCUUUAUUGCAUACUAUUGAAUUUAUUUUUUAUUGUGCCACAAAUUUUUAUUUGCUUACACAUGUAUUUUACAUGCUUUCUCUUAUGACCUAUGGUCAAGACAGUGAAACUUCUUUUCUCUCAGUAGUACCAGUUAUUUUUAGCCUCAGCUACAACUUUGACCCCCCCCCCAAAAAAAAACCCUCCUGUGGAGACCAGGUGGAGAAUUGCUGUUAUUGACGCACCAUGGCUGCUGUACUGGCGCCAACCCAUUUCCCUGACUUCAGCAAUGAAUGUAGCAUGAAUAGUGUUUGUAGCCAUCUCUUGUGCUGUGUGCUUCUAGUUCAGAAGUGACACAGACAGGACUCCCUAUGAGAAGAGAGGGUGAUGCUGUGGAGAUAUAAAAGUGGAAGAGGCCAAGGAUACAUGAAAGGUCAAGGUAAGCUUCCCUCUUCUGUUUAGGAUGGGAGGGGACACAAUUCUGCUAGAGCUAGGGAUCUGGCAAUGCCAGCAAUUGAAUUGCUACUGUUUCUUAGUGCUUUAAAAUUACAGGUAUUUUGUAUCUUUAGAUGAGUGGCCACAGUUAGCUUUGUAUUAGACAUAAGGGGUUGUAAAUUGUGUCCAGCUCUUGUCCUCUUCCACCCAAAGUUACACCAUUGAUAUCAGUGGGUCGACUUAUUUCUAGAAUAUAUGCUUAGCAUAGAUACUAAAUCAGUAAAUGAUCUGGGAAGCUCCUAUGCUGUUAGGAAGGUGUGUGGAUUUCUGUCACACACACUCAUCUUUGAAAUAAUCAUCUUCAUAUAUACAAUGGUACCUCAGAAGUCCGUUUGACUUCCAAAAUGUUCAGAAACCAAGGUGUGGCUUCUGAUUGGCUGCAGGGAGCUCCUGCAGCCAAUUGGAAGCUGUGUCGGACAUUCAGGUUCCAAAGAACAUUCACAAACUGGAACACUCACUUUUGGGUUUGUGGCGUUUGGGAGCCAAAACAUUUGACUAGCAAGCCAUUUGAGAUCCAACGGUAUAUAUAUUUUUAAUAAUGAUCUGUAGCCCCAAAAUGCUGCUUCAAGUAAAUGCCUUCCAGACUCUAUCAAAUAAAUGCAUAGUAGAGUAAGAAACUUUGUUUCCUUUUAUCAGGUGAGCUUCUCCUGGCCCAGCGAGUUGCAUUGAUCAUUUCCACAGGAGGCCCCAAUUUAAUGGCUCGACAGAAUAAACUCCCUGCCGAUUGUGUAUUUCUAGGGCUUCCUCUGGUUCCUGCUGACAUUAAUGGGGCAAUUUCCACUGGCCCAUAUUCAAGAGACAUUUGAAGGUGUAAAGAUGCCUUCAUGUAUGAGGAAGCAUCACUUAUGCUCCUGUUUAGGUGAAUUUGGGCAAAGGCCCUUGACUUCAGUUAAAGGAACAAGAAUGAGCAUUUGUAAAAGCAUUUUCUGAUGGGAUAUGAUAGGUGCAUCUGCUGUUAUCUCAGUUACUGAAACUAUUAAGUUUAAUAGGAACUCUACGAGCUGCACACCUGAUGUGUUUGUGCACUUUUGAUGGACAGGGAGCCAGUAUUUCAGAAUACCUUUGUAUGUUGAAAGGCAUCUGAAUUGAGAAUCACUAUUUAUUUCUCUACUACAUUGUUUUAGUAGCUGUGAAAGGAAGCAAUAAAUACAACCAAAGAAAGGAGAAUCUCAGAUAAUUGAAUUGGUUUGAGGAAUGCUUUUAAUUACCCCCUUUUAAUUUAAGAAUACUUUUAAAAAAAAACUUUAAAAGGCUUAGCAGAGAAUAACUCAGUAUAUGUUAAAGAAAUUAAAGAAAACAGAGUGAAGCCUGAUGGGAGCCUAUUCUUAUUUAAAAUGUGAAUCCUCUAUUUUUAGUUUAUCUUUUCUUAAUUAGAAUGGAUUUAUUGCCAGAAUAGUUCUCCAAAGCAGUGAAAUCAACAGAAUAUUCUGCAAAGGUUAAAAUAAUUGUAUUAAGGACUAAUGAUCUGAAGAUGGCAGUAUUGGGCGAGAUACUUCAUUCUUUAUCCUAACAAAAGCUUUGUGAAUCAGAAUCUACCAUAGAUGCUGCAUACAGGAAAUAAAUUACAUUUGCAGUAGCUUUUUCUUAUUAUUCAUAUGAAGAGUUGUUCUAAAUAUACGGUAUUGAUAAAAAUUAGAACUUGGCAGAUACAAAUUACAUUUUACCAUCUGGACAUUUUAUCUUUAGUUUAUCUAUAUAUAUAUAUAUUCUCAAAACUCAGGCUUUUCAAAGACUGUUAUCCCUUAUAAAAUGAAAAUGAGUUAUUUUGGCAUGUAUAUACGGUGAUGGAAUACAUCCCUUUUAAAACACUAAUUCCACUAGUUCUCUGUUAUCGGCAACCUUACGCAUAAGCAUAAGUGAAUUAAAUUCUAGAGCAUCUUUGGCAGACAGGUAAAUAAUACCCCAUUUCUACAAAUGAAUAGAUGUGACAAGAAGAUUGCAAACUAUUCCACACAAUGGCUUGGAUCUUAACUAGGCAUCCACAAAGAGAAGGGCUUCUACUGUUCACAAAGAGAACUGGGAUCACUAGGAUCCUGCUAACAGAACUGGGGGAGGUAUUUGCCAAUUCUCUUUUCUCCUGGCUCCUGCACGGCCUCUUGUGUUGUUCCAGAGGGUCCCCUAACUCUCCAGAGAAGAUUUUCAAAGGGCAGAAGAGGUGAAAGGGGAAAUUGAUGGAAGUUGCUUCCACUGCUGGGAGCAUACUAAUGCUAGAUGAAGCCUAGGUAGGACCCAUGCCCAUGUUAUUUCUAGAUCCUUUAUAAUCUAUAAAAUGAGGGAGGGGGCUAGUCAAAAUGAAAGGAGGAGAAAAUGCUGUCACCUACCUUAGUUACCUUGGCUGCUGGCAUUAAACCUGAGAUGGCUUAGAUCAGGAGUAGUCAACAUUUUGCAUUCCAGAUGUUCUUGAACCGCAGUUCCCAUUAUUCUUGGCCAUUGGUUUUGCUGUUGUGUAUUGUCAUUGUACAACAUCUAGAGGGCUCAACACUGGCUAUUCCUGGCUUAGAUUGCAUUCUCUCUGCAACAGAAAUAGUGACAUCAGAUAGAACAGGAAUUAACACCAUGACUAUACAACCAUGUAUCCCUCUCCAGAAAUAUGCCAUUAUUCAUUAGCCUGUGCUAAUUUGUUUGUCUCCCUGUGUUUAUAGAUGACUUAAUCACACAGAGUCAAAACACACGCUCCCUGUACCUCCAGAUGCUAAGAUGUGUGCAAUGGCCAUUGUCCCCGAUGACAACCACUCCCUUUCAUUUUUAAAUUUAUUUUUGGCCAAGCACAUACAAGCUGAAUUUGCACCAGUUAAAGGAGUGUAAAUUGUGAGUCAACUGUAUUCAGAGUAAUAUGAGUAAUUCAUAUAUCUUGAAAACCACAGGAGAUAAAGGCCAUGAUCUAUGGAGAAUGUGGAACUAGCUCUGUGGGCCUGAGGGACUUUUUAGAUUUGUUUUCCUCAAACAGCAGCUCCCGAUGCCUCAUGGCAAACUGAUAGAAGCAUUCUAAAAAGCACUUUCUGAUAAGCAAUGGAAGUCAGCUGUUCCAUAAAAAGUCCAUUAUUCCACUUGGCUAGUGCAAGUCCCGUACGUGUGCUUUAAAUGGCUUUUGGGAUCCCUGCCAACAGUGGAUCACAUGGAGAAGGUGGUUAAAAUCAACAGCAAAACAGCCUUGCAACCUUGUGUUUCUUUCUAAUGUACUGCAGAAACACCACCUGGUGGUAAUCAUACUAUACUAUCAGGCUAACUUUCAGAUUAUGUGCAGCUCCAACCAUUCUGUUAAAUAAACUGGUGCUAAUUCAGGCUUUCGGGUUUUCAAGAAUACCUACACAUUCGUCUUGACUAAGAUUACAAAUUCAAACCUGCAGGUUCUUUCACAACUCUCCUACAGAAGGUCUUUUUGCAUCUCAUUUUUCACACAGGUAAACAACAACAACAGCAAUUUAUUAUUUAUACCCCGCCCAUGUGCCUGGGUUUCCCCAGCCACUCUGGGUGUCUUCCAACAAAAGAUUAAAAGUACAUUAAAACAUCAGUCAUUAAAAACUUCCCUAAACAGGUCUGCCUUCAGAUGCCUUCUAAAAGUCAGAUAGUUGUUUAUUUCCUUGACAUCUGAUGGGAGGGCAUUCCACAGGGCAGGUGCCACUACCGAGAAGGCCCUCUGUCUGGUUCUCUGUAACCUUGCUUCUCACAGUGAGCGAACAGCCAGAAGGCCCUCGACGCUGGACCUCAGUGUUCAGGCUGAACGAUGGGAGUUUGAGACGCUCCUUCAGGUAUACAGGACUGAUGCUGUUUAGGGCUUUAAAGGUCAGCACCAACACUUUGAAUUGUGCUUGGAAACGUACUGGGAGCCAAUGUAGGUCUUUCAAUACUUGAUUAUUUCCAUGGCUGCAGGGCUUAUUUCAGGCGGAACUCACCGGAACUGAGUCCUGGCACCUCUUUGCUGCAUUCUGUCACCUCUGUAGUGUUGCUGUGCCGUUUCCCUGCAUGGCGCUUGGGGCAGCAUGACAGAGGUGGCAGGCAUCACGGUGUUUUUUGGGGUGCUCCUCCCCAAAAAGCUCAACCAGUUCCGGCACCUGUUUUUCUAGAAAAAAAUCCCUGGAUGGUUGCAGUAAUGCCACCAAAAACUAAUGGAGUAGGAAAGGGUGGGUGGGAAGGAAUGGAAGCAUUUUCAGAGCAGGAUGCACCAGGCUAAGCGAUGGCCCCUCCUGGCAUGGGCAAGUGACUGAGGCCUUCAGGUGUUUCUAUUGUUUAUUGUUUGUCACUCCAUAGAAGAACUCUGAGAAGGAGGAAAAGAAUCAAGCAGAGGCUCGACACUCUUUUCCAUUUAGGGGGUUACUAUUUCCUGCUAGCAGUAAAAGCUUAACUUGCAGAAUUGUUUGCAUUAUUGAAUUAAAAGCUAAAGGUUGCAGAUAUGUUAAUAAAGCUAAAUGUGCUCCAUAGGGACACAGGUGGCGCUGUGGUCUAAAUAAACCACAGAACCUAGGGCUUGUCAAUCAAACCGCCAAAAGGUUGGCGGUUCAAAUCCCCAUGACAGGGUGAGCUCCCGUUGCUCUGUCCCAGCUCCUGCCAACCUAGCAGUUUGAAAGCACGCCAAAAAAGUGCAAGUAGAUUAAUAGGUACCACUCUGGCGGGAAGGUAAAACAGUGUUUCCUUUCGCUGCUCUGGUUUCACCAGAAGCGGCUUAGUCAUGCUGGCCACAUGACCUGGAAAAACUGUCUGUGGAGCAGACAAAUGCCAGCUCCCUCGGCCUGUAAAGCGAGAUGAGCUCCACAACCCCACAGUUGUUCGCGACUGGACUUAACUGUCAGGGGUCCCUUUACCUUUUCCUUUAAAUAUGCUCCAUAAGGUGGCUAUGCAGUAAGAAGGUAGCACAACUGAGUUCAAUGGAGCUUACUCCCAGGCAACUACGUAUAGGAUUGCAGCCAUGCCACUUGACUGAUCAGGGAUGUGAACCUGGGACUCCCUACCUAAACUUCGGCAUUGUAGCCAGCCACUACUUGACCAUUUGCAGCUUCCUAAUAUAUGACUGUCAGUUAAUUCUAAUAACUGGGUAUUACACCAUGCACUGCAGUUGUUUUGGAUGUGUGUGUGCAUUAAUAUUAUAUAUAUAUAUGGAUCAAUACAGCUGCCUGCAUUUUGGAUUCUUUCUUUGUAGCAUUUCAUGAUAUGCCUGCAUUUCAAAACUGUAUAUAAGUGUAUGUAUAUGUAUAUAUAACCUGUGCCUUUUUUGUUGAUUUUGUGUGUAUGUGGGCGAAGAUGGUUUGGAAUAAUUUAACAUAUUCAAGCAAACACUUCAUACUUACUGGCUGCUACAAAGGUGCACGUGUACUGCCUCAACCAUAGGUGCUUCCUUCCAUGAAUCAUGCUGAUUCUAAUGGCGACACUUCUUAAACAGAUUUAGGACGGAGCCGGAGGAAAUAAAUCAGAGCGUCCCUGAUUUUGCCCUUUGUGGGAAAAUUACAUUUAAAGUACUGAAAUGUGUAUGUCCUUGAUUGAACUUAUUUAAAAAACAUGAAAUUCUGAAGUAGUGGUGUACGCAAGCGAAAGCCCUGAUGACAUGCUUUCUUUGAACUUGUGCACACAUCCGGACUCAGGGGUAUCUAUUUCUCUUUCUUACAGUGCUAUUUUUUCACUAUUGAAUUUGGCCUUUGUAAGCAAGACGGGCAACUCCGGGCUUACGGAGCAGGGCUUCUGUCUUCCAUUGGAGAACUCAAGGUAGGAAUGUAAACAAUAAAUAUACAUAAGCCUGCAUUAUUUAUGGCUAGUAACCAGCUCUCUGCUGCAUAAAGAUACAUAUUUCUUGUGUAAUUCGAGGCUGAUUGUAUUUACCUCUUUCUAAACGGCCCUGGUAACCGGUAGUACAUGUGUUUUGGAGUGCUUGAAAAACACAUUUCAAAAAGGUGCCCGAUUCCAAAUAAAGCAUUCAUUCCUUUUCCACAAGUGCAUGGAUUUGAAAGAAACAGAGUGGCAAAAUGGGCAGUGCAGUCCUAACCUCCAAGCAAAGCCAUUGGAGAGUGUUUGAAUGAAGCAGAAAUACCUCUCUUCCAGGCUCUACCAGAAGCAGGGCUCUGCCAACGUGUGGGCUUUUGCCAAAAGCACAUUGAAAUGAUACUGGUAAAAGACAUAAACUUGAGGCCGGGGAUAUAUUUUGGGGGUUCUUGAUCUUUAAAAACUCCUUCCAUUUGUGUAAACAAUCUAUAACAUUACAUCGGUCUAAAUUUUAUUUAAAAAUAAUUCUAUUGAUGUUGUAAAACAUUUCUGGCAAUCUGAAAACACGCCAUCCGAAAAUGCCUGUUGCCAUAGGCAACCUUCCAAUAUUUAAGUGUGUCUUUUCCAGAAGGUUUAUUUUCUUAAGCAGAAUUAAAAAAAAACCCAUAAUUAAGAAACCUACAGUGUAGUGAGGCUAGCAACUUGCAGCGUGGUUUAACAAUCAAUCUCUCUUCACAUGUAACUCUGAGAGUUGUAGCUCUGUGAGGGGAAUUGGGAAUACCCUCUAAGUGUCCCGAUUUUUCAGGGACAGUCCCGGAAUUACAAAAACCAUCCCAGUUUCGGAUUUGAUCCUGGAAUGUCUCUAUUCCUCUUGCCAGUGCUGCUGCUAUUUUUACCAAUAUAUUCAUUUCAACGCACACUUUCUGCUAAUAUAAGCAUUUUUAUAAACAUUAUCGGUUGGAGAAUUGAAUUGCAAAAACUGGGUAUGUGUGAAUUGCAAACAAAUAGCUGUGUUGUUUGCAUAUUGUUUUAGAAAGUGUGAAUUUAAUAGAUUCACCUUUAAAUUAGAACUGAGUUGAAUUUCUAUCCCAUCUGCAUCUCCACAUGUUUUGAACAACACGUCUGGAGAGGAACAAGUGUGGGAAUGUCUGAUUUAAAGUGUGCCUGCCUUUGAUAUUGAACACUUAAAAACAUAUAUAUACAGACAACCCCCUAUCUGCACAGGGGUUGUGUUCUAGGUCAUUUCGCAUGACGGCAGAGAAUGUAUAAGCCCGUUAUGCCCCGCUUUUGGCUAGCUUACAGUUUAUCGUAUUGUCUGAACCAAUGAAAGUGAUUGUGCUUUGUUUCAAACAAGCCAAUUUCAAACUAUAGUUUCCAAAUCUGGCCUCUUUAAAGUCAGCAUAGUUAAAUGUCAAACACUAUUCUGGCCCUGCUGACUGUGGUGAAGCCACGCAUAGGAGCAUCUGGGAUCAGACUGUGGGGACCCUGAAAGAGGCUGGGCCUGUUCAUGCUCCGCUAAACUAUAGUUUAAUAUGGUGUCCAAACACAGCAAAUUCAUUUCUCUCUCUUAUCACAAGGAUGCUGUUCAAUUGCUCUUUUGGAAAUACAUGCAUGUCCUCCUUUGCUUCCUCUUAUCACUAUAAUCUAUCUAUCUGUUUGCAUAGUCCUUCCCUAGCAGUAUUUGUGUGAAAGGGUAAUAAUGUCUUCUAUCAACAUACAAUUUUAAAAAAAUUAUCAACUGUUCGCCAUAUAUCUAUUUCACUUGUAGACUGAAAUGCAUUUUCAAGAUACGAUAUUGACUGUCACACAAAUGGCAUAAGUUGUGUGAAUAACAUCGUAAGAUUAAAUUUUACUUGUAAAAUGGGCAAACGUUUAUUGCCUGGAGAAGCUGGUAAUUUGCGCUACCCCAGUAAUUCUGCUUGGAAUAUUUAUUGAUAACUGUCUCUUCAAGGUUGAUGAUUUAAGCCGCUUAUGCAUAUGGGGCAGAGAUAGCUCUUAGUUGUUUUCGAUUAUGUCAUCAUUUGGGGGAAAGGCUCUUACAGCAACUAACAAUUUUUUGAAUAAAAAUUGAUUCAUCCUACUGAUGAUUAAAGGCCACUCUACAUAAAAUGGGUGAGACUAGCAACUGUGUUUGAGAGCAUACUAUGCUAUAAAAGCUGGGUGUACAGAAACACUUGAGCAUUCUGUAAUAUAAUUUAACAGAUGAUGUCGUGUGUUUUGCAGCACGCUCUGUCUGAUAAAGCCAAUGUGAAAACAUUUGAUCCAAAGACAACCUGCUUGCAAGAAUGCCUUAUCACGACUUUCCAGGAAGCUUACUUUGUCUCUGAAAGUUUUGAAGAAGCCAAAGAAAAAAUGAGGCAAGUUCUCUCACUUGACCCUUAAAAACAACCCCCAAAUCUAAUUUUCUCUUAUCUGAAGGCACAGAAAUAGGAGUUAAUUUUCUUUCUUUUCUUUUUUUUUUAACUUUCAGGGACUUUGCAAAAUCAAUCAACCGUCCCUUUUCAGUAUAUUUCAACCCAUACACCCAAAGCAUUGAAAUUCUGAAAGACACCAGAAGUAUUGAAAACGUUGUCCAGGAUCUUCGGAGUGACCUGAACACAGUGUGUGACGCUUUAAGCAAAAUGAACAGAUACUUGGGGAUAUGA